CUGUCAAAGCGGCCGCGGGGCAUUGUGGGAGCGGCUGAGGCGGUAAAAUGGCGGAUCUGGCAAACGAAGGUAAGUGUCGGGACACAGUGUGGAGUCGGUCCCCCCCCCCACCCAAAAAAUGGGGCCUUCGCCCGGUGUUCCCGCUUGCCGGCAUUGAUUGUGCUGGAUGUGUGGAGGAUGAUGUGUUAAAAUGUCUCACCACCGGCUUGGGCUCAGUGGUCCACCCCGGGGGACUGAGUGCCAGGCUGGGGGCGCGGUCCAGGACAGUCCCUGGCUUGGAAGAGGCCUACAAUCUUUCUAGGCCAAGUUCUCCCACAAGUUUGCCCUGGGUUUAUUCUCUCUAGCUGCCCUUAGCCGGUAUCAUGAUGCAGCAUCUAGUCUGCGCCUCCCCUCCUGUGCCAGGCCCCCGUAUUAAUGAUGAUUAAACCGGUCUGAUAUCCCACGGUCUGCCAGGCUGAGUAUCACUUACCUCCAGGUAACAGCAGAUUGUUUCAUCAGACGGUGAGGGAGGCACGAGUUCAGAUUCCAUCUCACACCACCUGUACAGGAUAUACAUUGUAUUGUCCCAACUAGAAGACAAAAUUCAAAGGUGGUCAUUUAAAAGCUUUUUGUUUCCAAAAGUCCACGUUUUACGAGCAUAUCAAAGCACGAUAUUAUUAAAACACUGCAGUAUACAUGUUCGUCCAAUUUGUCAUCAGAACUGAAUUGUUUUUAUCUGCGAGACAAGCAGCCUCUUAUAAAGUUUCGUUUUCUGGAGGAGUCAUUUAAAAAAAAAAAAAAAAAAUCUAAUCUCACCCCCCCGUGCAGGUUAACAUUUCUUCUUUGGGUUGUGUAUUAAGAACAAUAAAAACUUCAUUGUAUUCCCACUGCCAAUUGUAAAAAAGUACAUGGCCAUGUGCCUUUUGGUUUUAGAAUUUACAGGUACUCCUAGAUUGAUUGUUUGUUCCUGUAACAUUUUUGUAAUUUGUCAAUUUUAAUGUUAAAUUUACCCCUUUUUAUAAUAUAUUGAAAAGCUCUGCGGAAUAAGCUGACGUUAUAUAAAUGUCAAUAUUGGUGCUGGAGACUAGUUUUGGGCAAGUGGAUGAGGCAUUGUUGGAGUUUGAAGCUUUGUGUUUAGGGGGUGCAAGGAUUACGGUACUGCAUUUACUUGCGGUUCUCAAAGAUACAUAGAUAAUGCAUUAAAGAAACACUAGCACUGGAAAUACAAAAAUUUAAAAUCAGUGUUUCUGCACAAGUUGAGACACACUUGGUGCUGCUGCUUGACCACUCCGCCUCCCACAGUGUUGCCCGGCACGCUUGGCUUCUCGUCUAAUCCAGUGCUUCUCAUUGAGGAUUAAAGCGCAUGUGUGGUGAGUGCCAUGCUUGAUCAAAUACUUGUCCUGGGGAGACAUUAAAUACAAUUGUAACGGAUCGUUUUGCACACAAGGGGUAAAAACCGUUUAGGCUAUCCAUUCCUAGCAAUCAGUCUCUAUCAGCAUUCAGUAAAUCCCCUCCCCCCCCCCAAAGACAAGACAAGGCUCUGUGUUGAGGGUCAAGCAGUGGUCUGUUUAAUGAGGGCUACCUGCCCAGUAUUUAUGCAGGUCUCCCACCUGGUGGACACUCCCCUAGGGGACCAAAUGGGAGACUGUGACAAAGGACAGACAAGUAGACAAAUAGGACACACAGUAUAUUCCCACAAUGCAUCCUGGCUUCCGCCCCUCUGCCUUGGAGAUAAUUGAGAAGUAAUUCAAUUAUCUCCCAAGACAAAGGCAAAUCGCCAUUAUGUACGUGGGGAUACUAACACACAAAUUACUAUUAAAAUACACUAUGUGAGACACAUAGCAUUAAAAGCAUACAUUUAACAUAUCCCCAGAUAGCUCAGGUCUGAGCGCACAUUAUUAAGCGAAUGGCGCUCAGACCACACGCAUACAGUUUAAUCGCCAUGGAGCUAAAGUCUUUACACAGUCAGUUCUCAUGCGAAUGGGCUCCAUGGGAUUCCUAUCUGGGGUAUAACCCAUUCCAGUAAAACUACCGAACGCCGGGCCGUUCGUGCAUUUUCACCGACCAAAAAGGGAGGUCGGCGGCUUCAGCGGUGUUUGCGCAAAACUGUGUCCGAUUUUUGUUCUGUGCAUUCGCAUGUUUAAAAUGGCCGCGACCUUGUGUUCGUGAUGCAAAUGGCGGCCACCCAGCAUUCGUCAAUUAAGCUGCGGUUAACUGCAGCUUCAGGGAGGCUAAUUGCCGGCACCCUCCAGCUCCCAGGUGGUCCAGUCAUUCGUGCGGUUGUUCGGUAGAUUGAAUCUACUGAACACCAGGCAGAAAAGCACAAAUAAAGCUUUUCUGCAGGCGAAACAAAGUAUUUUAACAUGGGGGCCAUAUUCCAAAUGGCAGUGUUCUAGAUUGCAGGGCUAAAACGAUAGAGACACUGCACUCAGACUACUUAAUUGAGAUAAAGUGGUCUGUGUGCCUCUAGUGUUCCUUUAAAAAUGCAAAACAAAAAGUCCAAAUCUGUGGGGACAGACCUUAUGCCAUACAUAUCUGCACAACUGAGGAUUGUUUAUACUCAAAGUACAGCUAUAAUAAGAAAUUAUUUCAACUGAAAGCAAAACUUAUAGGAAGUUUUCAGAGCUGUAAUUUCUGAGAAAUAAUGUUUCUCCUAUAAAGAUUAUUUUUCCUUAGCAUUUCAACUGAAUAUUUAUAGGAGCACUAUAGGCACCCAGACCACUUCAGCUCAAUGAAGAGGUCUGGGUGCCAGGUCCCUCUAGUGUUAACCCUGCAGCUGUAAACAUAGCGGUUUCAGAGAAACCGCUAUGUUUACACUAGGGUUAACCCAGCCUCUAGUGGCUCUCACUGACAGCAGCUAGAGGCGUUUCCGCUGGACGUCCAUAGGAAAGCAUUGAGUAAUGCAUUCCUGUGGGCAGUUUGAAUGCACACGUGGCUCUUGCCGCGCAUGCGCAUUUGGAGCUGACAUCGGCAGGAGGAGGAGAGUUCCCGGUGCUGGAGAAAGGUAAGUAUAUUUUAAUCCCUUCAGCCCAGCGGGAGUGGGACCCUGAGGGUGGGGGACCUAAAGACCCUCUAGUGCCAGGAAAACUAGUUUGUUUUCCUGGCACUAUAGUAAGUCCUUUAAUCCGUUAGGCACCAAGAUGCCCUGCUGUGCAGUUUUUUACUGCACCAAUCAAAUUCUUCUACUAGAAUACCACUACUUUAGACUGUACUGGUUUUGGUGCUUAGUGUCCCUUUAAAUAAAAAUACAAAAUUAAGAAGAAAGUAUUCAUAGGUUUGUUUAUAAUUUAUAAACUAGUGCAGCAAAAUAUCAAAUGUACUUAUUCCUUUUAAAAGGUCCAUAAUUUGGGAAUUCAAUUAUUUCUGUAGAACAAAUUAUUGCAAGGACAGAAUUACAGUUCUAAAGCUAAACAGUUGAUCCGCUAAGACUAACUUUAAUAGCCAUCACAGAAUCCAAAAAGCAUAACGAUAAACUGUUCUUUACUUAUAUCUUCUCAUUUGUAAAAGACAAGUUGGGCUGUUUAAUAGGAUCACUUUCAGUCUUUUAUUUAGCCUUCUCCUUGCCAGUUUCUGCCAAAUGUAGUUGUAAGUUUUAUUUUUUACUCUUCCAAAUUAAACUUUAAACACAGAAUUUCACAGGUCAUAUGUGUACUAUUUCAAAUUCACUAGUACAGAAAUACCCAAUACGAAUUAUUUUGUCAGGUUUUUGGGGAAUUUAUAGGAUCAGAUUAAAGACAUGCCCCUUUGCUUUCCAGAGGCUUUAGUUGGUAAAGUGAAACUAAGCGCUGCAGUAUAUAUUGGCGCUUUAUAAAGGGCAUUUAUAAAUAAAUCUAGUAAUAAACCAUAGUAACCAGCAUGACAGUUUAAAUUUAUUUAUAGCAACUGUUUAGUAGAUUGGCCCGCAUGUUGAUUAGUUACCAUGAGUUCUAAUCACAUUGGCUUGACUGAUUACUAUGAUUGCCUCCCUGAGUGGUCAGACAGCCUGGGAGCCAAUUACUGACUUGCUGGUCUUCUCUCUGCUGAGACAGCGAGCAAUAGCCAAUUGACAGCUUAUUUGGCUAUAAGCGAACAUGAAAAAGGUCCCCUGCUGCAGCUCCACUAUGCCUUCUGAAGAUGAUCAUUAGUGAUGAUUUCCUGCCUAUCCAGUGUUCAUUAUAGAGAAGCAUUGAAAGGUAGGGCGGAUGUGGAACAAUCUCCUGGAAAAACAGCUGGAACGGCUUUUCAUGGAGAAUUAGUGAAGCUAAUGCUUCUCUAUGAGAAGCCCUGACUUUAACAUUUAACAAGCGCGGAAAAUCACUCUUUGCUGUGUGACAGCUAUGACUGCUCCAGGGUUAAAGGGACACUAUAGUCACCUGAACAACUUUAGCUUAAUUAAGCAUUUUUGGUGUAUAGAACAUGCCCCUGCCCCUGAACGAAUGCCAAGAUAUCUUUACCACUAGAUGCUUCUUGCUAUGCGUUUGGGGAAUUCUAAGAUAUCAUUCCUUUCUUCCUUUACAUUAAAAGUUUUUUGAAGGAGAUUUAUAUAUUAGGGACUUCUAGUCAUUUUAUCUAGUUCAUCAUUUAGUAGAUAGGUGCCCUCGAAGGCACGAUUGCAAGUACCUAGGUUAAAUACGUAGUUUAGUUUCAUGUUUAUUUACACAUGGGUUGUUUGCUCACUACUGGGUCUUCUAUUCAUCUAUUGUCUGAUGCAUUUAGUUAUUUUUGUAACAUUAUUAUCCAAGACUUUUAGUUCUUGGAAUUUUUAUUUAUGCUACUCAAUGUCCAUGUUGCAGAUACUAUUGCAACUGUUUAUUUGAUAGGCGUUCUACCUUGACUCCUAAACAAUUAGACAUUAAAGGAUCACUAUAACUAAUGGUACCCAAUACAUGGCAUUUGAAAUAGAAAACUGACUUUUUAUGCAUUUAAAAAAAAAAAAAAAAGUAUGUAGACUGUGCAAGGUGUACUUUCAAAUUUUGCAAGACUAGGAUGCUAAUGACUUCCAUAUGUUUCUUUCCACACUGAGCCUUUUUCCCCCCUCUUAAAUGGACACUCUAAGCAUCAUAUAGAUUGUGUGCAGUCUCAUGCAAAUUAGGAGUUAUAUCACUUUUCUUAUGCAGUCCUUGUCAAACUUCCUCUGGCUGUGACUGAAUUGGUGCUUGGAAUACCCCUUUAAAAUCCACUUUAGCUCAAUGAAGUUGUUUUGGUUUGUAGAUCAGGCCCCUGCAGUCUCACUGCUCAAUUCUCUGCCAUUUAGGAGUUAAAUCCCUCUUGUUUCUGUUUAUGCAGCCCUAGCCACACCUUCUCUGGCUGUGACUCCCAUGACAAACAUGGAAGUGGAAAUCAUUUUCAAUCUGAUAUUCUAGCACAGUGUGUUUUUCUUUUAGUUUAAAAUUAGGUCUGCCAGCCAUUUUCAAAAUGCAGGAGGGUAUGGGCAGUAGGACCAGGGUUUGCUUGAGUGUUUAGAUGUCAAUCCACUGAACAGAGCAUGCUCUCUUUGCCGCCCACCUUUUGUCCCAGAAGGCGGGUAGAGAGUAUUGGCAGGUAACCAUCACUGUUAAGCACAAUGCCUUGUUCAGCCCAAAAAGUGAGAAAUAAAUGUGAAAAAAAACCCUGGUAUUGUUAACCCCUUAAGGACUGAGACAAAUGUAUAUGUUUUGAUAAAAUAAAACGUAAACAAAACUUGGAAUUUGACUAUAUAGAAACAUAGAAUGUGAUGGUAGAUAAGAACCAUUCGGCCCAUCUAGUCUACCCAAUUUUCUAAAUACUUUCAUUAGUCCCUGGCCUUAUCUUCUAUUUAGGAUACCCUUAUGCCUAUCGCACACAUGCUUACACUCCUUUACUGUGUUAACCUCUACCACUUCAGCUGGAAGGCUAUUCCAUGCAUCCACUACCCUCUCAGUAAAGUAAUACUUCCUGAUAUUAUUUUAAACCUUUGUCCCUCUAAUUUAAGACUGUCCUCUUGUGGUUUUUCUUAUUUUAAAUCUAGUCACCUCCUUUACUGUGUUGAUUCCCUUUAUGUAUUUAAAUGUUUCUAUCAUAUCCCCUCUGUCUCGUCUUUUCUCCAAGCUAUACAUGUUAAAGGACCACUAUAGGCACACAGACCACUUCAGCUUAAUGAAGUGGUCUGGGUGCCUGGUCCAGGUGGGGUUAACCCCCUUUUUUUAAAUAAACAUAGCAGUUUCAGAGAAACUGCUAUGUUUACACUGAGGGUUAAUCCAGCCUCUAGAGCCUCUAGUGGCUCUCAUUGACAGCCGCUAGAGGCGCCUGCGUGCUUCUCACUGUGAAAAUCACAGUGAGAAGAUGCCAGCGUCCAUAGGAAAGCAUUGUAAAUGCUUUUCUAUGAACUGGCUGAAUGCGCGCGCGGCUCCUGCCGCGCAUGCGCAUUCAGCUGAUGACGUCGCUAGGAAGGAGGAGAGGAGGAGGAAAGCUCCCCGCCCGGCGCUGGAGAAAGGUAAGAUUUUAAGCCCGUCAUCUCUCCAGAACUGCUAAUAGCUCUCCCUAUACAACCAAGCAUUCUGCUAGCAUUUCCUGCUGCUCUAUUACAUUGUCUGGCUACCUUUUUAAGUCAUCAGAAAUAAUCACCCCUAAAUCUCUUUCCUCAGAUGUUGAGGUUAGGACUCUAUCAAAUAUUCUGUACUCUGCCCUUGGGUUUUUAUGUCUAAGAUGCAUCAUCUUGCACUUAUCCACAUUAAAUGUUAGUUGCCACAACUCUGACCAUUUUUCUAGUUUACCUAAAUCAUUUGCCAUCUGGCUUAUCCCUCCUGGAACAUCAACCCUGUUACAUAUCUUAGUAUUAUCAGCAAAAAGACAUACCUUACCAUCAAGACCUUCUGCAAUAUCACUAAUAAAAAUAAUAAAGAGAAUGGGUCCAAGUACAGAUCCCUGAGGUACCCCACUUGUGACACGUCCAUGCUUCGAAUAUACUCCAAUAAUUACAACCUUCUGUUGCCUGUAACUCAGCCACUGCCUUACCCAUUCAACAAUAUUGGAAUCCAGACUUAAAGGACCACUCUAGGCACCCAGACCACUUCAGCUUAAUGAAGUGGUCUGGGUGCCAGGUCUCUCUAGGAUUAACCCCCCUUUUUUUUUUUUUUUUAUAUAAACCUAGCAGUUUCAGAGAAACUGCUAUGUUUAUAAUAGGGUUAAUCCAGCCUCCAAAUCCUCUAGUGGCUGUCUCAUUGACAGCCGCUAGAGGCGCUUGUGUGAUUCUCACUGUGAAAAUCACAGUGAGAACACGCAAGCGUCCAUAGGAAAGCAUUGUAAAUGCUUUCCUAUGAGACCGGCUGAAUGCGCGCAGCUCUUGCCGCGUGUGCGCAUUCAGCCGAAACUGGAGGAGAGCUCCCCGCCCGGCGCUGGAAUAAAAGUAAGUUUAACCCUUUUCCUCUCCCCAGAGCCGGGCGGGAGUGGGACCCUGAGGGUGGAAAACGAGUAUGUUUUUCUGGCACUAUAGUGGUCCUUUAACCCCUUUAAGGACACAUGACAUGUGUGAUAUGUCAUGAUUCCCUUUUAUUCCAGAAGUUUGGUCCUUAAGGGGUUAAAGAUUGCAAUUUAUUGAUAAGACUACUAUGUUCAACAGUGUCAAAGGCCUUACUGAAAUCUAGGUAGGGAUUGUCUACUGCACAUCACUGAUCUAUUAUUUUAGUUACCAAAGAUUAGUAGGGACCGAUAUUGUUUUUGUUUGUUUUUUUAGAGCCGAUAUUCUGUGAACUUUUAGGCUGAUAGCCGAUAUUCUGUACAUUUACCAUUUUGGAAAAUAAAAACUAUUUCUAAAGGUAAAGGCACAAAAUAUACAUGCCACGUGUAGUGGAUGCAGUGUGUUUAGACAGGGGAGCUGUGUGUGUUUGUGUAGUGGAUGCAGUGUGUGUGUGUGUAGUGUGUGCGUAAAGUGAAUGCUGUAUAUACUAAAUGCAAAGGGUGUGUGUAUAUAAUGAAUGCAGAGUGUAUGUAUUUGUGUAGUGUGUGUGUGUGUGUAUAGUGAAUGUAGUGUGUGUGUGUGUAUAUAAUGCAGUGUUUGUGUAGUGUGCAUUAUAUACACACUGUGCAAACACACUGCAGUAUAUAAUGCAGUGUGUGUAUGUAUACACACACACUUCACAAACACACUGCAUUAUAUAUACACACACUAUACAAACACACUGCAUUAUAUACACAGUGUGUUUGUGUAGUGUGUGAGGGGGCAUUUUAUUAUUAAAUUUUUUUUAUAUUUAAUUUAUUUUUGUUGUCCCCCCCUCCCUGCUUUCCUGCUUGUUGCCUGGCCAGGGAGGGGGUAUAUAGCAUUCGCUGGUGGUCCAGUGGUAUUGGCCGAGCUGUGGGGGGCGGGCAGCAAGCGUUUACUCACCUCCCAGGAGCUCCUCCAGCUCCCCAGUGUAAGUCUCACGGCCAGCGUGCCACGUGGGUCUUGCGAGAGUUACACUGGGCAGCUGGAGGAGCUGCUGGCAGGUGAAUAAGCGCUUGCUGCCCGUCCCCCCAGGACCGCCGGGUUUGUAAUGAGCCUGGCGGUCCUAAGAGGUAUUAUCGGCAAUAUCGGUAUCUGAAUUGGCCGAUACGAUAUUGCCGAAAAUACAGAAUAUCGGCCGAUUAUAUCGAUAAAACCGAUAAUCGGUCGAUCCCUAAAGAUUAGUUUGGCAUGAUUUCCCUGAAGUAAACCCAUGUUUUCUCUGAUCUUGAAAUCCAUGUGAUGUUAGAAGUUCAACAAUCCUAUCCUUUAACAUGGUUUCCAUUACUUUCCCCACUACUGAAGUAAGGCUUACUGGCCUAUAGUUGCCCGACUCCUGCCUUUCUUGUGAAUAGGCACAACAUUUGCUAACUUUCAAUCUUCUGGGACUACUCCUGUUAACAAUGAUUGGUUAAAUAAAUCUGUUAAAGGGAAACUCCAGUGCCAGGAAAACAAUCCGUUUUUUUGGCACUGCAGGUCCCCUUUCCCUCCCAAUCUCCGGUUGCUGUAGGGGUGAAAACCCCUUCAGUCACUUACCAGAGGCAGCGACAUGUCCCACGUCGCUGCUUCUUCUGCCGCUCCUUCUCUGCAUUAUGUUGGCCGGUGGGCGAGACUGAUCUUGCCCACCGACUGGGGAGACCUAAUGCGUGGCAAUGCGCAUUAGAGCUCCCCAUAGGAAAGCAUUGAAAUGGGGAAUUGAGCGUCGCUGGAGGUCCUCACACAGAAAAUCUGUGCUAAAGACACGGAAGUGCCCUCUAGUGGCUGUCUAGUAGAGGUGGCGUUAACCCUGCAAGCUAAUUAUUGCAGUUGAUUGUGGGAGUUGGCACCCAGACCACUCCAAUGGGCAGAAGUGGUCUGGGUGCCUGGAGUAUCCCUUUUAAUGGUUUUGCUAGUACACCACUGAGCUCUUCUUAUAACUUUGGGUGUAUUCCAUCAGGUUCCAUUGACUUAUUUGUCUUUACUUUUGACACUUGAAAUAGAAUCUCUUUCUCUGUAAACUCAAAUGUAACAAAUUACUCAUUUGUCCUUUUUCCUAACUGAGGCCCCUUUCCUUAAUUUUCAUCUGUAAAUACUGAACAAAAAUGUUCAUUGAGGCAGUCAGCUAGACCUUUAUCCUCUUCUACAUACCUUCCUUAUUUUGUUUUUAAUCUAACCCUUGUUUUACUUGUCCUUUUCUCAUUUAUGUAUCUAAAAAAGUUUGGUCCCCCCCCUUUUUUUUUUACUGACUGUGCUAUUUUCUCUUUUGUGUGAGAUUUGGAAGCUUUUAUAAGUUGCUAAGCCUCUUUCUGCCUAAUCUUCUAGAUUAUUUUGUCUUCCUCACUGUUUUUUUUUUUAAAUUUUAAAAAAAAAAAAAAAAUUUUUUUACUAAAUGGAAACUUUUUGUUUUUUACUUUUUUGGCCACAUCUGCGGAGUACCACAGUGGUUGUCUGUUCAACCGUAAUUCACCUCUUUCAUAUUAAGUGCACUCACACUUAUUAUAUAUAUAAUUUUAAUUCAUAGUGUACGGAAGUCCAGUGUCAGGCGACCAAAAGUCACCUAGUGACCUGGGAGUCCCUCUAGUGUCUCUCUAAACGGCAAUAAUUACCUUUUGCAGGAUUAAGGGAUCUGUGACUAUGCACCCCGACCACUUUAAUGAGCUGAAGUGAUGUGGGUGUCUAUAGUGUCCCUUUUUAAAUUAGACUUGCAUGUUUUAUUUACUAUAUAUGUACUUGUCAGCAAUUCAAAGUGAAUGUUUACAUUUUAGACCAAAGAAACUAAAAACAUAGGCCACAAAUUUGGAAAAUUCUGCUGACAUUUUGAAAUUCAUUUUCAAUUACCAAAAAUGUACGCUUCGGUGUAUAACACUUAAGUUUGAAACCGCAUCUCUAAGUACUGAUUCAAUGGUUUUCUCAGAGUAAAACAGCAAAAACAUACAUGUCACACUUGUGUGGUUGCCUGGAGUGUCCCUUUAUUAAAAAUAAGAUUAAUUGUUUCAGUUAUGACUAGUUUUGAUUGCCACUGUUUUUUCUUUCAGAAAAACCUGCUAUAGCACCUCCUGUGUUUGUGUUUCAAAAGGAUAAGGGUCCUAAGGUAAGUGAAGAACUCUUGUUUUAUAAAGGUAUGUAAAUGGUAGAUGCCACAGAUUGAAGUUUUAAUUGGCUUAACCCAGAUGGAACUAUUUUGAGUUAAUCUGAUCCUCAAGCCAUAAUGUGAUGUAAGCUCUAGCACAGCUUGCAGUUUGACAUGCUUUUUAAAUCUUUCAUACCCACUUUUCUAAACUUCUUUCAAUAUGAGUGGUGGUUCCUGCCUCCAUUGCUUGUCAUCUCAUUUAUUGAUAUUGAUAAUGUUUGUUUACCUUACAUAGCUGUAUAGUAACUGGUUUUCACAAAAAUUGACAACACAUGCUGCUAAAAUACUUGAUCCUGAACUAUUGCCCCAAUAAUGUUAACCCUGUUAAUGAUAUUGGGACAUUCCAUGCUUUCCGACAGAGAGGGCUUAAAUCAAUGAAUACCUGGGGAUUCCCUCUCUGCUAGGGUUAUGUUUAGUAUCCCCAGACUUUUUGAUGAGCUGCAAGCAGCUCUUUAAAUGGUCAUUUAAAUGCAUUUUAAAUAGAUUGCAGUGUGAGCAUUGUUAUAUCCCUGCUCACACCACUAACCCUAGGUAUCUGUAGUUUUCUAGGGUUCCUCUAAGUCAGCUGGGACCAUUUUUAGUGGCCCCAGGCUGACCAAUGACCUCUUUGCAGUGCUGGCAGCCACAUUCAUUCAUUCAUAAAAUCGAUUGCUCAGUGAGUUUUCAGUGCUGCAGUUUUCUGAAUGGGUACCCCCUCUCCCCAGUGUCUGAAUAGCCCAAACAGACUCUUACAGCCUUUCCCCAGCUGUUUGUGACCUGUGCUGGACUUUGCCGGAUGCCCAGAACUAAUCACAGUAAUCGACUGGAAAACGGGACUCUGUUUAUAAUUACACUGAGUGUAAUUAUGAAAAAUGCCUGCAGAUGGUGGUCACAAACAAUUAUUUACUGUGUCCUUAGGGUUGGGGCUAGUGGUGUGUUGGGUUAUGAAAGAGAGAGAUUUAAGGGUGAGAAUAGGAUAGGAUUAAGAGUUAGUGAUGGGUAAGAUUUAACGCUGGGUUUGGGUUAAUGCUGUUUUAGUGUUGGUGUAGUGUUAUGGGUAAGCGUAUGGUUAGUUCGCUUACACACAGGAGUGUGGAAAUGUUAAAAAUAAUUUUACUUGUCCACAGGAUUAAAGUGGUAACCCUAUCCACUUGGCCCUCGUGACAAGCUACUUUUCCUGACCAGCAAAAUAAUUUUAAUUAGAGAUACUGUGGUUCCUACCUAGGGUCUCUUCCUCUGUCCUUCCUUAGUGUUUAACUUUUUUUCCUAUUUAUUGCGUCUUCCUUCUGUUUACUCUCCCCAUUCAUCCUAUGCUUGACUAUCCUGUACUUUUGCAUCUCCUGUGUCUUAAACUUCCACUCCUUUUAUAUAUACAUAAUUUUUAAAUUUUUUCGACUGUCACCUUUAUUAAUCUGUGGUACCUAUCUCCUUUAGUGCUGGGCAGGUUAUUUUGAAUCUUUCACAUUCCGUGUCAUGCAGAUCUUUACUUAAAUGUCUGUGACUUUGUUUUCCAGAGAUCUGCUGAUGGUUCCAGUCCAGAGCAAGGUGAAGGUAAUGCAUAUAUUUUAAUUCACAAUACAAUAGGAUAAAAUUGUGUAUAUAUUCCAAAUCCAUGUGUUUUGGUGCAUAGAUCAGUGGUUCAGAAAACCGUCCUCAUUGCCCACCAUUAAUUCAGGAUUUAUGUAUUUCACUGUUUUCCAAUUCCAGUAGAGAUACUGACAAAACCUGGACUGUUGGUGGGUCUUGAUGACUGGUUUGGGAAACACUGGUAUAUAUCAUGUCCCUGCAGUCUCACUGCUCAACUUUCUGCCAUUCAGCACUAGCCACACCUCCUCUGGCUGAAUCGCACACAGCCUCCCUACACACUUCCUGUAAAGAGAUCUAAUUUUUAAACUUGUUAUUGCACCGUUUCAAUUUAGAAUUUCUUAUCUACUGCCCAGUUAAUAGUUAAAAUAAUUCGUUAAUAGGACUUGCAAAGAGAUAUGUGUGUGGUUGAAGUUUAUAUAACAUUACCGUAUACACGAACUUCUAAAAUAAACACACAGUGCUGCAAGAUCUGAUUAAACAUUUUAAAAACAAAUUAAUGUUGGCUGUGUGGCUCAUAGCCAGAGGAGGUGUGGCUAGGACUUUAUAAAGAGAAACAAAAGUCACUUAACUAAUGGCAGAGAAUUGAGCAGUGAAACUUCAAGGGCAUGACCUAUAGUCUAAAAUGUCCUCAUUAAACUGUUUUGAUGCUUGGAGUAUUACUUUAAAUGUGAGGUUUUAUAGGAUAUGUCUGAGGUAUAUGAUCAGAAGGAAGGAGCAAAGAUAAACUUUUUUUUUUUAAGGGAAACCAACACUUCUCUGGAAAUUGCACCAUUGAAUGAAACACUGAAACCAACCUAUAACUUUUCUUGGAUUCUAUCCUACCCUCCACUUUUUAUUUUUCCCUGCUCCUAAAAUUUUCUGUUUUCUUUUUAAACUGUAUAUUAAAGGAAGACUAGGGCUUUAAAACUACUUAAUGUAAAUGAAUUGUUAAUGGUGCUCGGAGUCUUUACCGCGCCUUAUUUCACUUCAAGUGUUCAUACAGUUUUUAAAUGUGGUAAUUAGAGUUCCCAAAGUAUUACUGGCUAUGGGUAUAAAAAACAACUAUGAUAUUCUUGUAUGUUGAAACAAAUGUGUAGAUGCCUAGACAGUCCCUUUAACACAGUGGUUAGUCCAUGAUGAAAAUCAGUCUGGAGGUAAAGAAUGUGACUGGAGGCACUAUAACCAUUGGAAUUUUUUUUUCUUUUUAAAAUAAUAAUGCCUGGACACUUAUGAUGUUUGUCUAUUCAGUGUUAAAUCAUUUUUAAGCAGUUUAGCACUAAAUUAAGGUCUUUGACACCCACUGCUUGGUCCCUACUGGAGGUAUGGUUAAGACAAAGAUUACACACCUCCUUGUAGCCAUACCAGUUCAUACCAGCAAUGAGCUCUGUGAUAGGCUGAAAGUGAUCAGCUGACACUCUCGGCAAAUCGCAACCUUCCUUUGCAGCUAAGGCUUCGCCAUCAGCCCAAGCACCAUAGAGAGAAAGGGCUACUGGGAUUCUUGUUUAGCUUUAAAACAUUAAAAGGACACUAUAGGCACCAGAACCACUACAGCUUAAGGCUUCAGUUCUGGGGCAUAUAGCUUGUCUCCGCAGACUGAACAUUUUCACCUGUAGUGGUUGUCUGACAUAGGAACUUACUGGACAAGUUCUUGCAAUCUUUGCAGGACCUAUGACCUAACGCUCUGCGUUGAUUAAGUGCAAUUCUAUGAGUCCUAUCUAAAAUAUAGUAUUUGCAUAUUUUCUAAAACCAAACUUAAAUUAGUUUCUCUUUAAGACAAAUCUUGUAAAAGGCAAUUAUAUUGGCCUGCUUUUUCCACAGUAUUUGCUUAGUGGCCAAAAUAAUACAAUUUGGGUGGGGCUGGGGGUUGGCACACAUGUAACCUGUGCAGUCCCUUGCUAGCUGGACUCCAAUAUAAGCAUUACCAAAAGCUGGAUUUUGGAUGGAAAUUAACAGAAUUUACUCACACAUUCUCACUCGGCAAGGGCUCAUUGACCAUGGGACGCAAAUCUGAACUGCUUCGGCCCGCCAUUCUUAGAUAUUGGCGAUUUUUGUAUCAGAAGCAACGUGCGUAGUAUGUCAGAGAUUACACAAACUCCUCUGAGCAUAUGUUGCAUUCCAUGGAGGUCUUGAGUUUCCAGAAUCCCUCUGGGCUUCCCCAAAUUGGUAUUGGAGACUCCUCCUCGCUGGUAAUGGGCAUUCUUAAGACCAUAUUGAUGGACCUCUGACCAUAUAUCUGAGGACAUAACAAUUUUAAUAUUGUCCUCCAAUUUGGAUAUGUUUGUCUUUCCUAUGUUGAAGAGGCCAUAACCUUUCAUAGUAAUUAUCCUGCCGAGCUCUACAAAACCGUUCAUGAUUUGUAAAAAGAUCAUACGAUGGAUGGAAUACCACCUCGAAAGCACUGCAAACAACUGAAAACCAGUGGCCUAUCUGAUAAUAUACCCGUUUUGAGCUGCCUGAUUUAUUAUGCAGACUUUUUAUGGAAUUAUUGCCCCCAAUUCAAGCAAGCGUGACCUAUUUAUUGGAUAUUUCGUCUGCUAAACCAUGGCAGGCCUCAACCACUACUUCCAGCAAACACCUUGUAAAAUUCCAGAAUGGUCAAGACAAGGAAGCUGUUCUAAAUGCUAUUAAAAGCAAAACUUUGUAUUAGUUGAGGGGUUGGAUCUCCCAUUCUUAGCCAACCUAUUUAGGUCCACUUUGCUCUGGAGGAGAUCACUUUAUCUCUUCAUGUUACCACUAUCUUCCAUUGGGCUGUGAUAUCUUUGGGCAUUAAUCAUAUUUUAAUUACAAACCCAAACAGUUAGCUCAGACUAUCAGUUAUAUUGAAAAUGGGGAAACUGGGCCUUAGCUCAGGUGUGUGUGUUUUUUUUUUUUCUGCCAACAAUACAAGGCCUAUGGCUUCUACCACUUGCAUAUGGGAAUGAACACUAUCUGCUUUGUUUGUACCAGCAGAGUGACGCUCACUGGAGUUAGCCGUUACUUGAGCUUGCAACUUGGCAGGGACUUUCAGCCCAACUUACUUUCUGCUGCUUUUAAUUUUCAAUAUCUUCUCUCUCUUUCCCAUGGCCUCUUGUGUUUUCUUCUUUUUCCCCCUUCUGUUUGUCUCUCUUCAUAUUAUUUUCAUUUAGCACAUAUAUAAUUUGCAAUGUGAGCAUAAUUAUUCAAGCAUUUUAUCACAUUAAUUUUGUAAUCUGUAUACUCACAAUGCUCCUACAAUAGAUUAAUUGAAUAGAUGUUGGCUUCUUUAGCACUAUUUAAUUUGUCUCUUACAUUUGGAAUUGGUGUGGGAUCAACUGAUUUUGGGGGUAAUGUAGUGGUGGGCUUAAGACAAUAUGGCCAUAUGAUAUAGUCAAACUGAAGAUUUCCCCCAUAUUUGUUUACUUGGGUGAUUUUAAGUAGCCUGAUAAGAUUUAUAAGUGUAUUUGUAUGUGUGUGCUGGAACUUAAUUUGUAUUUCUUCAUAUUAUAAACCUCAAGUAGCCCAGAUUCAGCAAAUGGUCUGAUAGCACCUACGUACUCCUUAUCUUAGUUGCUAAUUUAGUCAAUGAACUAUGGUCAAUGACCAUAGUUUCUUGUACCUUUUUUGGGUAUCUUGUAAUUUCAUGUUUGAGACCUAUAGUUUAGGUUUCCUCCCCUUCCCAUGAAAAACCCACAUCUCUUCUGCUUCAGAGUGAUAUGUAUACUGUACUGCUCUUUCAGCAUUGGUCAAUUCUGAAUGUAAUGUCGUGCAUAUUUCAGAUUGUUGCAAAAAAAAAACAAUAGUUUAAAAUCUGAAUUUAAUAAAGGCUUUAACUUCAACCUCCUGCCUGCAAAUUCCAUUGAAAUUGUGGAGAUUUUAGCUGUAUUUGCUGGCUUAAAGUUCUAAUUGGUAAAUUUUGAACAAUGUCUACAUAUUGUAGUACAAGUGACUACUAUGGCAGUUGUUCUCAACAAGUGUGCUACAAACUACAUGAAAGGGAAACUAUAGUCAUCCAAACUGUUUUAAAACAUUGCAGUUCUUUAGAAAAAGCAAUGUUUACAUUGUAGGGUUAAAUCCACCUCUAGUGGCUGUUAGUGUGACUGCCACAAGAGGUGCUUCUGUGACACUGACAGAGUAAAACUUGGUCACAUGACGCAGAACCCCCCCAUUGCAAAGCAUUGAUUCAAUGCUUUCUUAUGAGGAUGUUUGAAUGCUUUAUGGGGAGCAUUGGAUUGGACGUCUGUGACUCCUCCAUGACUUCACAGGAGGCAAACAGAGUGCAGAGGGAGACUCGGUGCUGCAAAAAGGUAAGUAAAACAAUUUUGUUGGGAAUACAGAUUUGUGUGCCUUUGGCAAAUUGACUCAUUUGCUGUAAUACUGUAAUGCAGUGCUUAAAAUCCAGAAAUUUUAGCUAGAAGAAUGUGUAUAUCUCUUUAGUAGGGCAAGUGUAUUGAGAACAUGUGAUGUUUACAACCUGCUGCUGAUGGUAAACAGGAAAAAAAAAAAGUUGUUGUGCCUUAAUAAUGUUCUCUUAUUGAAGUGUGCCUUGAUUCCAGAACGAUUGGCAACCAUUGCCUUGUGGUAUUGAAUUCUUUUUCAUAAUCUGGACUGUGGGCAUUCAGACGUUGGUGAAAUAAGUGUUACAAACUAAAACUCAGGCAUACCAACACACUGCUGAUUACAUAUCCAGUUUGCCUCUGAACCUGUCAUCAUUUUUUUUUUUUUUUCUCUUCUCUUCUUUUACAGAUUCUGACAGAGAAGAUGGAAGCUACUGCCCCCCAGUGAAACGAGAACGUACCUCAUCCUUUUCACAGUUCCCGCCUUCUCAGUCUGGUAAACUUAAAAUCUUUCUUAAAAUAAGUGAGAUUGAAACCAGGUUUUGUUACGUACCCUUUUUCACUUCUUUUCUGCAUGUGACAAUAAUGAUAGGUUGAUUGCAACAGCAGAUGGUGCCGCUGAAGGGAUGAGAACAAGUCCUAGGCUUCCUGAUUGUAGCAGAGGGACAGCGCACUUGGGCGCUUUUUUCCAUAUCUGUGGAUGUCACUCUGAGUACUAACAAUACUAAUGUAGCUAGUCUAUGAAGAGUUCAUGUCUAGUCAGAACAUGUUCCCUUUAGAGCAGGGGUCCUCAAACUUUUUAAACAGGGGGCCAGUUCAAGGUCCCUCAGACACUGUUGGGGGCCGGACUAUAAAAAAUAUGAACGAAUUCCUAUAUGUGCGCGCGCGCGCACAUAAGCAUACACACACGCGGGCGGGCAGACGCACAGACACACAUACAUAUAUACACAGGCAGAUACACAUACAUAUACACACAGGCAGACAUGCAGAUACACAUACAUAGGCAGGCUGGCAGAGCUAAUUUUGCUUACCUUUUUUGCAGGUGAGUAGCUGUGGCUGAUGAGUUGGCGUGGCUCCAGCGGCCAGUCUCUCCUCUCUUCCCUCCCGUGCGGAGGGAGCUGGGAGGAAGUGUCGGCCUCUUCCUCCCAGCAGUACUUUGCGGCUGAAAUUCUUUAAAGGGGCCCGGUCGUGCUACUGCACGGCCGCGGCGCUGACCAGGGCCCAUCGGGUGGCCCUGAGGUCUUGGGCUGGGUUCAGGAUCCUGGCGGGCCGGAUUGAACACUCCACUAGUUCAUAAAGACCUUUCUCUCAUGUGUCGGACAUUCAUUUUAUUAAGUGAGCCCUGCAACUAUCAUUUGAUUUUACUUGCAACACUGUCCCUCAUUUAAAAAAAAAAAAAAAAAAAAACUGUGUAAACACUGCAAUUUUCCAACUGGUGGUUGUGAUGGAGAGGUUAUUAAGGUAAUCAAAAAAACUGUCUUCUUGACGGCAGCAGUGUGGUAAUCUUUAGUUGCGGCAUCCCGUAGACCAAUACUUGCGUUGCAAUUUGACACUGUACAGUGCAAAAGAAAACUUCAAUGAUUUGCAUUAAAAUAACGUCUCCCUGUUUUAAUUUAUGGUUUCCCUAUUGCUUUCAGUAACGAAGAACAAUGUAUUUAUGCCAUCCAGUUUUUGCCAGCCUUCUACCGGUAAUUCUGAUUCAGAGCCAGGUGAGAUGCAUCCCAAGUAACUAUAUAAAAAAAUAAAAUAAAUUGGAGCAUAAGAAUUGAGGUAAUAUGUGGUAGCCAGCAUGUCGUUCAUCUAUUUUCAAACGUUUGUGGUCCCGUGAUGUAAUUUUGGGCAGUUAGAUAAUGUCAUUAUUGCUCAUGAUUUAGCAGGCCUAAACACAUUCAUUUUUUAAACAAACUGUUUUUAUUUCUUGUUUGAAUGAUCUGAGGGUUGAGGAAUUCCGAUCAUUCUGGACAUGACACUGUGUGUUGGGCAGCCAGUAUUGAAUCUUUUAGCCCUGCUGCAUGCAAGCAGUUCCAGCUGGUCCUUGGAAGGAUAUGAUCCAAGCAGGGAGCAUGUGGUCUGCAACUCCUGUGGAAGUAAGCCACUGUAAUCGCUCUAUUGGUAAUGAGCCAGAGUGUUGCAGCCGGGUUCCCAGCAUACAGUCGACCUCACUGAGGUCCUGUACUGCCAGGAAGAGAAUACUAUUGUCUGCUCUCAUUGGAGGAGCAUACCAAACAUUCCCCCACUAGAUACUUUAACCCAGCAGUUUGCGCCGCGUCGGGCACACAGGGGCGCCGCAAAAGGUUUUCCCAGUGCUAUGAUGAUAGCACUGGGAACUGUGCCUCCCUCUCCCCUACCGGCUUUGCAGGACUGGAGGGGAGAUCAGAGAUCUCCCUCUCCGGCCCACUAGCAAUGUAAUGCUGGCCAGCUGGCAGUGGAGGGAGGCUGAGAGGACCCGGGGGAGCUCUAACCUGCAGCUCUGCUGGCAUCUCCUCUGGCAAGCUUGGAGCGUUGCCGUGGUUACCACGGCAACGCUCCGAAACUCGCGAGAGUGAACUCUAGCCUGAGCUGCAGACUAGAGUUCACUCUCACCAGGGCUUCACCACUGGACCACCAGGGAUUCGUACUGUCCCCCCUCCUAAGCAAAGGUAUGCAGGGAGGGGGGAUAUGAAGAUGUAUACUUGUUUGUUUUUUUUUGUUUGUUUUUUUUUGUAUAAAAUAUAUACAAAUGUAUAUUUAUUAAUUUGCCCCUCCACACACUGCACCCCUCACACACACAUUGCCACCUAAUACACACUCUGCCCCACCUACUAUGCACAACUCUUACACACACUACAUCUGUUGCAAAACACACUGCACCUUUCGCUCGCGCGCGCACACACUGUUACCCCUUUCCCAUACUACAGCCCCUAUCCCAGCAGAUCCUAGGUAAAUUGUCAAACUGUUUUAAAACAGUUUGACUACUUACCAUGGGAGGGCACCACGGCACUCCUGGCACCAUAACCACUAUAGAGUGCUGUAGUGAUUAUUGUGCCUUGAUUUUUUUUUUUUUUCCUUAAAUAAUCUCCCAGUGCCCCUCCCAAGAUUAGGUUCAGGAUCCGCCCCUGACCAGGAAACCUUUCUGCUGAACAAGGGCCCACUAUAUGCUGCAGCGCUGUACAUAUAUACUACCUAGAAAUCUGUUUUGAUUUGGGGCGCCUUGGAAAAAUAUUGAAAUAUAAAGGGCGCCUUGAACCUUAAAAGUUUGAGAACCACUGUUUUAACCCCCAAUUACACCACAGAGCCUCUGUGAAACACUUUCAUUGUAAAGAGGUAGUUGACAAAAUAAACUCUGCUGAGCACAUGAAUUGGCAUCUUCACAUUGAAAAAUGGUCUCCUCUACACCUAGUAAGGCAGUGGCACUGCAUAAAAAAACUUGCUAAAGUUGCAUGAACCCUAAUAGAUAAGAUUUUUCUGUUAAAACAAAUUGGGUCCACAUGCUGUUCAAGGAGGUCCCUGAGGCUUAAAUUCCAAUUAUUAAAAAUGUAAUUAUAAAUCUUGUAUGUGAAUAAAUCGCAUUUUGGAGAAAUGUCUUUGGUUUACCUGACCUUUGUCCUGUAAUUUAGUAAUUGGCUUCCUUUGUUUCAGAGGAAAAAUGUGGUGGAUUCAGACUAAAACCUCCAACUCUAAUUCAUGGCCAGGCCCCCAGUGCAGGUAUGUACAUAUUAAACUUGGAGUCUUAAACGCUGUUCAUGGUACCUGUCAGUUUCAAAUUUAUAUUGCACCUAUAAAUAUUUAGUAGGUACCGACAAAAGAGUUGAUGUCUUCAUGGUGUUCGUCGACGAAUCUGUGUAACUUGAGCUUUGUUCAAACCAUUUUAUUGUUUACAUAAUGCCCCUGAAAACUCUGCUCAAUUCUCUGCUGUUUAGGAGUUAAGUAACUUUUUUUUGUUUUUGUUUAAAUCCCUUUUGUUUCUGUUUAUGCUGUCAUAGCCGGUGGGGCUAGGGCUGCAUAAACAUAAACAAAAGGGAUUUAACUCCUAAAUGGCAGAGAAUUGAGCUGUGAGACUGCUGGGGCAUGAUGUAUACACCAAAUAUUAAGCUUUAUUGGUACUUGGUGUCCCUAAUACCAUGAAGACCUAUAGCCUUUUUUUUUCCCUGGCUGAACACAGUUUUGUUUUUUUUUAAUUAUGUUUUUUUGUUUUUUUUAAAUUGUAUUUAUUUUUUAAAAUCUGUUCUUAUAGAACAGUAUGUUUACGUUAAAGUUCCAUUAUAUGGCCAAACGAUAAGCACUUUUAAACACACUGGUCUCCUGCGAACUCUAGCAAGCUAUUAACAGAGCAGGUGAUAAAAAUUCUAAAUUGAACAUAUCUUUAUGAAAUACUCAUUUGUCAGUGGGGGUGACGGUGCUACUUUAAUGUAUAUAUGUAUUUUAUAUAUGUAUAAAAAAAUUAUUUUUUUUUUUAAAUAUGUAUGUGUUUGUUUUCAGACCGUAUACAAUGUUUCAUUCAUUUACAUUUCAGGACUCCCAAGUCAGAAACCGAAAGAGCUGCAACGUAGUGUGCUGCGUCCAGCAGUAUUACAACCUCCACAGCCCAAGAAUUUUUCAACAUCUUGUAAGCACUUACUUUCUAAGACGUGUGUGUCUGUGUAUAUAUCUGCCACAAGAAUGUUAAUGUAUCGUGCUUAUUUUACAAUUGAUGACGCAAGUUGAUAUAUCUGAACCUUGCAGGAAAAUGUCUUCUAUGGAAUCAUUUUGUGUGUUAGAGCAAAAAAAUGUAUAUUAAUUGGUAGGGUUUGUUGCACUGGCAUGUUCGUAUGAGGAUGGUAACUGUUUAAUUUAAAGCUGUUCUUUCACUGUCUCGGUUUUGAUUUGAUAUUGCCGCUUGGGGUAUGUUGGGGGGUGCCAUCCUCUUCCUGGCACUCUUCAGCUCAUGGUGCUUCAACUGCCAGAAGUCCAUGUCAGUGCUCUACUCUGGCGCAUUGAGAAGGCUGCAGGGAAUCCUAUCGAAAGAGCUUAUUUUCCUCACUUGUGAUCGUUGUGAGGAAAUGACCAGGCUUAAUGGCGUUUGCUCCUCAUAGAGCUUACAAUCUAGAAUGGAAAAUACUUGGACAAAGUAAUUCCUACUUUGUUCAGUAUAUCUUUUGAAUGGGUUGGAAUUUAAAAGUAAUUCCAACACAAUCAAUCUUAGUAUUUCAUAAAGAUGCCAUCUUUAUGAAUUAAUUGUUUGGAGACCUGACAGUGCUGCUUUUAAAUAUGUGAAUGUCUUCCCAACAUUACUCUUUGUUUUAAGUAUGCACCGGUUUUCCACUCCAGGUUUCAGCAGUGGAACUAAUGGCAUCAGUGUGUCCUCCGAAGUAUGUGGCUCCUCCUUGGGUGAUGCAGUUUGCAGUCAAGCUUCAUGUGAUAUUGUAGCGGAUGCUGAGAAAAAAGUAAGCAAAAUUAAUAAUUACUCUUUGUGUACUAUAGGUUUCUUUGCAAAUUAAAUACAAAAAAAUUUGUUCUUGUAGUAUUUUUUGCCUGCUAAGCUACAACUGAAUGCCCUUAAUUGAUUUUUAUUUUUGCCUGUGGCAAAGGGACCAGGCGCAUGCUUGCCAGAUGGUGCCAUAACCACUAAAAGCUAUUGUAAUUAUAUUUUUCAAAGGCUGCAAGCAACAUCCCACAGUUCCAAACUGCUGUCCAAUAUUUGGGAAGGUAAUGAUCUUAUUUAUUUUUAAAGUUUAGUUUUCUUUAAACUAGUAGUCUUUGAGACAACCCAAUUCUAGACCUGCGAAACAGGCAAUGGACACACUGUUCUGUGGUUCACAGUUCUGUCUGUGGUACCAGAAAAAUAGUAAGAGAAUGGUUAAGAAGUUAGGGGAGGAACAAGAUUUUGAUGGACAAAAAGUCUGCCCAGUGACGUGAACUGUCUCCUGUCCAAUAAAGAGUUGGAAAUAAAUUAUUGAUGGGGGAGGAAAAAAAUAUGAUUGGUUAGGAAAAGCCACUAAAUGUUGUUUUUAUUCACAGAACAAAUGAGAAGUCGUCAAUAGAGGGGUGGUGGGGAAAAGGGGAAGAAGCAGUAAAACAACUCUAUACAUUUCCGAGCAGGACUCUUUCAGACACUUAAAAGGGAUCCUAUAGUGCCAGGAAAACAAAGCCGUACUCCUGGCACUAUAGGGUUAAUGGGUCCCUCCCCUCCCUCUCGGGGUCCCCCCCCUCCAGUGGGUCUAAAGGGGUUAAAAACCUUUCAGCCACUUACCUGAAUCCAGCACUGGGUCAGGCUCCGCCCACGCUCCUCCCCCUGCCGUCAGCCGGCUGGGGAGACCUAAUGCACAUGCGCGCCAGUGGCCGCACACGCGCAUCAGUCCUCCCCAUAGAAAAGCAUUAUUCAAUGCUUGCCUAUGGGGGAAAUCUGACGCUGGAGGUCAGAUAACGGACCAAAAGUCUGUUUGGAUUCCGGAAGCCCUUUAGUGGCUUUCUGGUAGACAACCACAGAGGGCAGACUUAAUGCUGCAAUGUAAAUAUAAUGCUUUACAUUGCAGCACUAAAUGGAAAAGGGUCACAGCACCCAGACUACUUAAAUUAGCUGAAGUGGUCUGGGUGCCUACAGUGUCCCUUUAAAGGUACACUAUAGGGUCCGGAACACAAACCUUUUAUUGCUGACCCUAUAUUAAAAAACUAUUAUUUAGAUGGCUUAUCCCCAUUAGACUGGGUUAAAACCCACCUUCUUUCCAGCGCUGCGCUUGUGCACUGGCCCCGCCCCCGAUUUACCUCUUUGGUUGACCUCAGAAUUGAUGAUCUCCUUUAAUACAAUGCUUUCCCACAAAGGUGGUUGUAAUUUUUCUAAAAUAACUUAUUUUUUUUUUUUUUUUAAUUUUUUUUUUUUAAAUAGUACUGCUACCUUUGCAGACUGAAUUUACGUUUUUUCUUAAGUUUCUAAAAUAAUUCUAACAUCUGUUUAUAUUUUAAAAUGUAAUUUAAUGGUUGGUUUGGCCGGGUCUUGCCGUGUGGUGCCACCUCUGCAGAUGCAGUUUUUUUUUUUUGAAGUUGAUAGGACACUGGAAAUACUUUUUUACAAUUUUUUUUUAUUUUGGUGUUUAAUAUGUGAGGGAGGUCAACUGCUCACUUUUUUUUACGUUUUUGCUUUUCUUAUUGAAAUUAUUCUCCCCGCCCCCCCUCCAUUUUCAUUUUUCAAGAUUGCAAAAGGAAAUACAAUCUUUGUAAAAAUAUAUAUAUAUAUAUAUAUAAUUUGUUUUCUUUUAUUUUAUAUACAGAUUUAAGAAUAGUGACCAUUCACAAUUGGCUUUGCAAAGAUGCCUGAUAUUCUUUAGCCAUUAGGUUAAAGAAUAGUUUACCAGUUUUUGCAUAGAAGUACAGCAGUAUGUGCAUUUUCACACCAUUUUGGUCAAUCUGGAUAUGUCUUUCCUGUAACAGUCAAAUUGGCAAAAUAUGUACACCAGAUGGACAAAACUUUUUUUUUUUGAAGUGACCUUUUUCUUUCUUUUUAAUAUUUUGCCUUUUUCACAAGUCUAGUUUUGGUCUAAGCGCUCCUGAACUUUGACAGGGCUUUUGCCCUUUUAGCACAAUGGCCAUAAUGAUGGCAUGCUGUAGUUCUUGUUACAGAGGUGCCUAUUUAGUAUCCUUGUUUGUCACUGGUGGUGUAAAUGAGAAAAUACAAUGCAGAAAAAUAUUAAGCAAAUACAGGUAGAACCAUGACUUCAGUAGACUGGUCUCUAACAUAUUGGCCAAAAUACUUUUCUGUAGGAAAAAGUAUUCACUUGCAGUAAAUAGUAUGGAAAGAGGAUUUUGUUUUUUAUUCAAUAGGGGAAAAAUAAUUAAUUUUUACCUCUAAGGCUGUAUGUAAGCAUAAUGUAUGCUAUAGAGUGUAAUUUUCACCCAUAACACACACACGCAAUGAUUUGUCACCCUUUACGAUGUAGGUCUAUGUUCUAUACCUGUAUAAUAUUUAUUUUUUUGUUUUUGCUAGGGUACCAACAAUCAAACAGAAUCCUGCAGUGUUAAAGAUGGCAGUGAGGGCUCUGAGAAGGGCGACCAGAAUUCACAGCAGUCUUUUGUGUUUGGUCAGAACCUGCGGGACAGGGUGAAAGUAAGUAUCCCAAUUGAUUUGCCCUGGGAAAAAAAAAACUUAGGCCUAAACUUGAAUGACCAUCAAGAAUGCCUACAUUUUCUCUUUUCUUACUUUUUGAAGUUGCAUGCUAACUUAUUCUUACUCAAACUUUUCACCCAUUUCCUCAACAUUAAGAAUAGUGUAUCUGUUUAAACCUGAAAUUGGGCCCCCAAUGCCAAACCACUUUUCCUCAUCUGUUUCUUCCGUUUGCAACAGUCCACUUCAGGAAGGUUUGUCGGCUAAUGCUGUAUCACAGGCAGCCCAUUGUAAAUAAUAGUGUUCCGAUAUUUGUAAAUUCACUUUCUUUUUGCAGUUGGGAGGGGAGGGCAAAAGUUCAGUUGAUGGGGAGAACACAGGACCACAAAAUGCAGAUGCUCCAGCACAGACAAACUACUUCCUCCAGUACAUCAGUUCAAGGUGAUGUAAUCUUCUAAUUCUUCUUAUUGUGUGCAAAGUUUAAUGAACUUUAAAUAACUUUUAUCCCCACUUUUUGUAUUGGUGAACCAAUCAUUAUUCAUUUGAGCUAACAAAUAGUGGUUGCUGCAAAACUAGUUUAGCAUUUCAAAUGUGCUCUAAUCACAAGGGACUCUCCAGGUUGGAGAUAACCACUCAACCUAACUUCUCUCCUGCAGGGAUUUAUAUGUAGCUUCUCUGCCUGCUUUGAAUAAGUGGCCUGUUCAACAUGUGCUAGAACCAGCCAAAAAGAAUGUGAAGUUUUCAUUUUGUUUACAUACAAUAUAAAAUUAAAUAACUAAUGUAAUUUUUUUCCCCAUUUAAUAAAAAAAAAAUCUCACUUCUUAGGGAUCAGUAUAACUUACCUCCUCCUGCGAUUGCUCUUUGUGAACUUGCAGCAGCCGAUAAGAUGGACUGAGUAGGAGUUAGUUGGAUAACAGUAGAAUCUGACAGGCCAGAUGUCGGCCAUAUUAAAAAGGAAAAAACAAACAAAGCUCCUUCAUUAAAUGGAAUCAACUUUUCAAAUUAAGAGUUGAAAAUUUGACGACCGUUGUUUUUAAGGUGAUGCUAGCAUUUCUCUGUUUGCAAAUUAAACAGUCAUUGACAUGGAAAAUAGUAUGUCCUUUAGGAACCUUAUUGGAAAUAAAAUGAAAAGUUCACCAAGGCAUAGAUUCCAAUUCACUGGUUCUGUUUCAACUUGGCAUGUGUUUACGUGCAGCUAUGCGGUCCACAGUGAAUCACUGUAUCUCCUUUAAUUAAUGCUUUGUUUCAUUUACAUAUCCCUCAGGGUCUCUAUUUGUAAAGGGAAAGGCUUUUUGUGACUGUCAGACUUAAGAACAGGGUGAUUGAUCCUGUGGUUUGAAUAAGCAAGGUCGGGUUUUCCAUUCAAAUCGGUUUGUGGUGUCCAUGAAGGAAGUCUUCUUUUUCACCUGUCCUUGACGUCAUGACACACUUUCAUAAGCGUAUCCCCCAUCACGAUUUAAACUCUAUACUCUGUACUGCUUUCAGUGCAGAAAGGCUAUUACAUGAUGAUAGUGGAACUAAAGGUUGUAUACCUAAACAUUAUGAUCAAUUCAGGUCACUAAAGGUUGUACAUUUGUCAGAUCUGCUGCUUAUGACCUCGUGUCCAGCACAUCCAGGCGCGCGUCUCUUUUCGCAUAGCUGGUGUUCCGACCAUGACAAUAGUUAAUUUGAAGCCCUCAAGUUACCUUUAUAUUCCUUUUGCAGAUUUGUUGACAAUGAAGUGAUUUCCUUGGUUUUGUUUGAGAAACUUAUCUCUGCCUGUCUGUCUUCUAAUCUUUGUAAAUCUUCAGUGUUGGAUUGCAUGGAGGUUCUGAGACUCUGCGAUAAUUGCACACUACUAGAACUGUGGCUACCAUGUAGGCUUUUUGCCAUAAUCUUUCUUUGUAUCAGAUUUGCAGGGCACCCACUGCAUCCGUGCAUGUGUUAUUUUGAUGUUUUUGCUUCCAUUGAUGCACUUAUUGGCAGUGUAGCAGGACCUGGGGAACCCAGUUGGUUACCUCCUUUGGUAAUGAUAGGUCAGACUCUUUUCUCCAGUAACUUGACGGGACACAGUUCCAGGAUACAACUUUGACAAUGUUUAUUUGGGCACACAGCCUUUUAUGCACAGACCCCCAUAGGGGGUCUCCAUCCAACACAACACAAUCUCAUGCAGGAAGGGCUUGGGGAACAGAUAACCAUCUCCUGCUCUGGGAGAUACUAACAGACACAGGGACACGCAUGAGUACACAUUGCAUACAGGGGGGUGAAUUUUGGGGCUCGGCGCCUAGAGACAGGAAGGGGGUACAGAUGAAUAGCCCUGGGUCCCCUAUAGGACCCUUUGUAAAAAGCGGGGCGAUCGGAUGUAGUUCAUUGGUGUUGCUUGGUUUAGUCGGGCAAAUUCAAACUUUGAGCCUAAAUCAAGCAACAACCAAUCAGCCGAAAUGGCGCAAACCAAAUCGUGCCAAUCAGUGUUAGGGGGAGGAAGAAUUGUGUCGCGGCCCAAUCAGAAGAUAGGACGUGAAACCCGGUGUCACCAUUCCGCUGAAAGGCGCAAAACUUAUUUGCGUCAUUCAGCGCCCAGCGUCCAACCAGACGGAAGGGCACAAAACCCCAUUUGAACAAGUGCUCCUUCUCGGAUUGGUGGACCACUCCCUGCGGCGACCAAUCAGCGCUUUACUCGCGUCGAGAAUGGCGCGAACCCAGUUUGAACGGGCGCUCCUUCUACCAUUGGUCGGCACGGACUUCCAUGCGGCCAGCGGGAACCCUGUGGCCGUGAGACUGACUCACAGCCCCAGGGCCUCCCUGCUGGCGCGCAUCCCUCUCUCCGGUGGGUACCCACACUCAGGUAUCCACCGGAGAGAGCAUUCGCCUGGGUAGCCACGAGCCUAGCCUUGUAGCUCCUAGGUUUGAGAGUGGCAAGUGAUUAUAGCUCCGUUAUGAGCAGGUAGGAUGAUCCCUGACACAGACUAAUGCUCCCCCUGGUGGACGUUCGGUAAUACGAACUGGCAGCCACCCAGGGGAAGCAUGCACCGUUCGCUCCUUUGCGGUCUGCGGUUUUCACACCUCAUUAGCGAGGUGUAAACGUUCUAAAUGAAGUGCCGGGGAGCUCCGUGCGCCGGAGCACCCCUGGGUGGUCAAAAUUUAUUUUGCAGGGUUUUCGGUUAAAACUACAGAAAGGGGAAGGUUAAACAGGGAACACAUACGUUCUAGGAGGGCACAUCCACACAUAUAAAACGAGGCAAUUCAGUUAGGCAGCGGUCCCGCCACAGGCAGUAAGGUGUAAUCUCUGCAAGGGUUUAAAAUACCUUGUGUUGAUUUCCCAACCUUUCACCAUCUCAGGAAAGAAAUCAAAAUUUCUUACUUGACAAUGUAUUUCCUUAUGUUGAGAAGCCACACCAUUUCAUUGGUUGCUAGUUUUUUUGUUUAGUGCUUCAACUGCCUUUUUAUUACUUCUUCCUAUGCUUGGCUAUAUGACAAAUGAGCUUGCAGUAGGAGGGCAUGCCAACAUGGCCUUUCACCAUCAGGAACAGUAAACCGUGUUUCUAAACUGCUGUUUCUGAAUUAGUAGUGUCUGAGUGCAAAAUGGUUUGCUUUGGGAUGUGUUGGUGAUACAACUGUACACUUAAUAAGUGUUUGCUCUGCUCUUUAAAUAGGAUAAAAAAGGAUAGCAGUGGAUCUGUUGCUCUGUGCUACUUGAAUGAGCACUAGUUAAGUCCAACUUCAGCUUAGUGGAGUAAUUAUGGUCUAUAGGUCAUUCCCCUCUCGUCUCUGCCAUUGAGGAGUUCAUGUGUGACUGUCACAGACUGUGACAUUGCAGUUAGGGGUCUGGUGGUUAGGCGGGGGCAGUUAAAAGGUAGUUCUACUUACCUGAUCCUGUCCCAUGCGAGUGCAGUCCUCUUUCUCCGGUGGGUCUUUCAGUGUGAGUAGCCGAUGUCACUGCUAUACAGCAUUGAGGUCUAUGGAAUCCUUUAUAGACAGAGCCAAUUCGUUGCAGCAGUCACUGGUGAUGGCUGGCGGGGUUUGAUACUAGACUGCUGUAGCCCUGCCUAGUGUCUAGAAGUGUCAGGCGUAGGAAAAAUAAGGAGUCAAAGUAGUCCCUAAUUUGUCUCAAUAUAUUUAUUGACUGGGUUGGAAUUUUAGUGAAAAUUCUAACAAUGAGUAUUUCAUAAAGAUUCUAGCUUUACUUUAUGAAAAACUCAUUUUUCAAGGGGGUGUGACUGUGUUACUUCAAAUCACUGUUUAUAAAGCAUUGUAACACCGCCCUGCAUGUAGGUUAAUCUCUCUACACGUUUCCUGUUCCUAACAUCCUUUAUUGCACAGUUUGUUUAAUUUAAAGUGCCAUAUUUCAUGCUCUAUUAAUAGCCUGCAGGAGCAGUCUGUGUGUAAUUAAAGUUAAAUUUACAGUGAUCUGUUGGAGGCUGUGGAGGCAGAGAAUUGAACAGUGAGACUGCAGUGGCAUGAGCUAUAUACCAAAAUUGUUUCAUUAAGCUAAAGUUAUUUUGUUGCUUAUGUUAUCCAAUUAAAUGUUAGCCACUGCAGGGGUGAAUUUCUACUUGCCAGAGCUAAAUUUUCACUUGCAGUAGUGAGUAGAAAUCUUUGAGCUGUAUCUAUUUGCUAAAUGUUGUAGAUCAGGGGACCUCAAACUCAGGCCCCCCAGAUGUUGCUGAACUGAAACUCCUAUGAUUCUCUGGCUAUCUAUGUAAUUCAAAGAAUCAUGGGAGUUUUAGUUCAGCAACAUCUGGGGGGGGGGCGGAGUUUGAGGACCCCGUUGUAGAUAAUUUUUCUAUGUACUUCUAACUUUAUUACUCACAUCCACUAUGACAACAGAGCCUAAUCAGGAGAAAAGUACAAUAUAAGUAUUGCUUAUUAAAGGAGCGCUAAACAUGUAUUCCUGUUUAAAAAAACGGUUCCUACCCUUUUCUAGCGCCAAGGCACCCUUGGUGCUGCGCAUCUUUUUACCUCCCACAACGUCAAUCUGCUGAUGUCCAAUCUAACGCUCCUCCUAGAGGAGCAUUGGGGAGACUAUGCACGGCAAGUGCCACUUUCUUCUAACUUUCCCCAAAGGAAAGCAUUAAAUCAAUGUUGUCCUAUGGGAGCUACUGUCACAUUCAGUAUGACAGCCACUUGAGGAGGAUUUAAGCUUGCAAUGUAAACCAUGUAUUUUCUUAAAAACUGCAAUGCUUUACAUUUUAGAGUUACAGGGACAUGACUUCUGCACUCAGACCACUUAAGUGAGGUGAAAUGGCCUGGGUGACUUUUGUGGUCUCUUAACAUCACCUAUGAUUUGAAGUAGUCUAUAGUGUGUAAAAUUUGCAUUUAUUUUUAUUUGCAGUAAUUUAACCUUCUAUUCCAUUUAUCUUUACAGCCUAGAAAAUUCUGCACAAAAGGCUGAGGCAGCAAGCAACAAGUUUGUUUUUGGACAGAAUAUGAUAGAGAGAGUUUUGGUGAGCUUUCUGUGCAUGCAUUCUGUUACUAUGUCUAAAACACUCGGUAUAUUUUAACCUUUUCUUUAACAAAGUCGAAAUUGUUAAUUGGGUUUUUCUUUAAAGCUGUAGUAAUCAUAAAAUAUUUAAGUAUCACACUUCCACCUGCAGACCAAAUAAUGAAGCAGUCUAGCUGUGCAGUUUAAUUUAUAUUUAAUGUGGGGUUAUAGCAACCAUGCACAUUUUUCUGAUUGCAGUGGCUCUUUUGCAAGUUAGGAUCUCAAGUGCAGGAAUAAUGUUUACAGUUUACAAGUGAGAUGGGCAUGAAUGUGCUCCACUGCCAUUCGUGAAACACAAGAUGAGGGUUUGUGCACAGAAUCAAUCAUACGUUGCAGGUACUGAUGCCUACCUAUCAGAAAUGUCAAAUCUCAUAUUGACCAUGGAUUAUGCUGUACAGUUGACUGUGGCCCACUAUAUCCAAUGGUGUAAAGACGUCAGAAGUCUGGCUGAAUCCUAUACUUGCUCAGUUUCCUAUUCUCCCCUCUAGGAUUUUGUGGUUACUUUUUUUUUUUUUUUUUUUUAAAAACCCUUCAGGACCGCUGACUGUUCAGGACAGUCAGCGGUAAAACGUGGGUUUGGACCGCUGACGGUCCUGAACCGUCAUAGCGAAAAACGAGCUGCGGGAAGCGAUCAAAGAUCGCUCCCACCAGUAUAACACUAACUAUCUGCCAGACAUCCCAGGCAGAUAGUAACAGCCAAUUGCGGUGUGUGAGCGAUCGCUCACAAUUGGCUGCUGUCAAAGUGGGUGUUACAAACACUCAUUUUGACAGUGAUCUCUGCCCCUCUCUCCUCUGUAGCGUUUUGUGAGGCGAGAGAGAAAGAGAUCGUGAUAGUUUGUUGCAGCAGAAGUGUUCCAGAGCUUUAUACAGUAUCUAAAGUGAAUAAAAAAAAAAUCACUUUUACCCCUUCCCUGCCAGAUCUGUUACAGCAGUACAUUUGUUUUGAAUAUUUUUGUCAUCACAACAUAAAUGCGGAUAUCAAACUUAUUAUUAUUAUUAUUAUUAUUAUUAUUUCAAGUAUUCACCUACGCAGAGGCGUAUAUAUCAGAAUAUAUGCAGAUAUUCACCUGCGCAGAGGCGUGUAUAUCAGAUCAUGUGCAUAAUAAUAUACUGGCUUCUGUUUCGUUGCGUGCGUUUCGUAAAGUAUAAACUUAUCGUGCUCUAUUAUAAGCCUACGUUGCCUGCGCAGAAGCCUAUUAUAUCAGCAGUGUUAUCAUAACAGAAUAACAAAUGGCGUCAUCUGGUUGUAAAACCUAUAUACUGCGCUAAUCUAUAUGACUGCGCCCGGGUAGAUCCUAUAAUUAUAUAAAUCCACCAUCAUUAACUGAAGUCUACAGAUAAUCUGAUGGCGGCACGCAUCAACGAGGUGGCAUGUUAAGAGACAGGCAUUGCGGCCCAUAUCUGUGUAUGCUGACAGGCCUUAACCAUAUAAUUCCGUUAUGGAAGCAGUAAUAUCUAACUUGAACCUUAAGCCCAUUGGGGCAAUGUGACCGAACAACAUAGUCGUGUUUAUACUGAAUUAAUAAGCAUAGAUACAUCAAUUUCGUCAUGGGCCGCCAUUCUUAACAGCUGAAUAUCCCGUGCAUUCUGCGUGUGUUAAAGCCUUUUAUUUAUUUGAUGCAUUAAGUAAAGAAAGCAUAGUCAUGUCAUUGUAGACCAUAAAUGCAUCGACUUUUGCCUGGGCAAUGGCAUGCUAUGCUUAACUUCUGGGUAUCCAUUCUGUGCGUGCUAGCUGCAAAAGUUAGGGCCAUAUAAUUGCAUGUUGCGUUGGUUAAUGAAAGCUUAAACAUGACACAUUUAUGUAACGUAUAAAUGACAAAGGUAACAGAGCAACCAGACAUUCAAGAAAUUAGAAGUGAGAGCCAUGUAACAGCGCCAUGUUUGGCCUUAGCAAGUAAAAUAAAUGUGCUUAACAUUGCUGGAUUGGUCAUAUCAUGGGUGUUUUUUUUUAAAUUCUUUAUUUUAGCAGUGGCAUUUUCAGUAUACAGAGUAGGCUGCGUGGUGUGGCUUGCGCAGAAGCCAGUAGUGCCAUUGUCAGAAUAGUGAGAUAAACAUACAUCUGUUUGGCCUGCGCAGAGGCCGCUCUCAGCUGAGAUGGACCUUGUUGCUGUAGCUGCCGUAGUCGUAAGCAUGUACUGCCACAUUUUCAUAUUGUAACAAGAACAUACAUAAAAGGGAGAGAAAAUCAAAGAAAGAAAGAGAAAAGUCAACCAAAAGUAACAGUUUACAUAUGAAAGAGCUUGAUCAUCCGGGGAGUACGCAGGGUAUUGACAGCUGGCCCCAAAUGCCCGUGGGUUGGUGUAUCUAAGGAGCCGCAACGGCACCCAGCCUCCCCCACGUAGGAGCGCUCCGGAGCAAUCUGUCCCGACAAGCUCCAAACCCGUGAUAGAUCUUAGUAUAAGUGCCGUUGCAGCGCCCCCAUAAACCAAAAGACACCCUCACGCAGAGGCUACAGUGCAGUUGCGUCUGGCCUGCCCUAACGAGCAACGUCUGGUGCUCGUACAAGGUGUUUCUAAAAGUUGUUGAUGGUGCGUGAGGGAUAGUUCUUGCAUUCGCUCCUACCUCUAGGGGGUCGUAGAUUAUGUACCAAGGAUACCCCCAACUGGGCAGGGACCUAGGGUCCAGAUACCCGUGGAAAAGUCAAAUUGUGUGUUAUUUCGGAGAAGCGAAAUGGUCCACAGAGCGAGACCGUAUACCCACAGGGAAAGGGCAUAUGCUUAGGUCGAUCUUUAGCCAUUAUGGUUACCCUCAGUCACCCCGUAAGUACCGUCAGAGGCUGCCCCGCAGCCACCGGGAAGCGCCCCUGGAGGACGCCUCACGCUUGGCCCCACAGGCCAGUCCUACCGGCGGCACAGGGGGAGGAUGGGCGCCUGUAGAUGGGAGGAGUGAGACAGGAGAGAAGGCGUAGGACCCACCGCUGGAGAGGAGGGGUCGUCCAGAGGGGGGGGAGGUUCAGGCUUGGGAGCGGGAGUCCACAUAGUCUUCCCAUUGCUCCCACACCUUAAGGAAGUUUGCAUACGUAUCCCACACCUGUGCGGUGAGUUUGUCCAUUAGGAAGGUGUCUUUAAUAUUGCCAAUUACUCUAUCCAUAUGCAGUGUUUCGGUCUGCAGCCACGUCUGUGCCAAGGCGCGCCUGGCCGCCAGAUUUAAUUUAUUCAGGAGCUUUUGUUCCUUAUUGGGGAGGUUGUCAAUUGGUUUGGCAAGUAAGCAAGUCCACGGGUCAGGUCGGAUUGGCUUUUUCAGUAUGUCUGUCUGCAGGCGGGCAAUAUCGCUCCAGUAUUGGGCAGCUUUCGGGCAGGUCCACCACAUGUGCAAAUAAGUGCCCUUUUCCCCACAGCCCCUCCAGCACACGUCUGAGGGUGAUUUGCCCAUGCGGUGGAGCUUGACGGGGGUGGUCUACCACCUCAUGAUCGUCUUGUAGCAUUGUUCUUGGUGAAUAACGCAUAUUGAAGACUUGGUAGCUGCCUCCCAUAUGUCCUGCCAGUCCCCGCUGUCCAGUGUUAGCUGGAGGUCAGCUUCCCAUUGUGCUAUAGUAUAAUUGAUAGGAUAUUUGGGAUUCUGCUGAUGUACCUACAAUAGAGGACAGAAAAUAGUGCAAAUAUUGCUACACACUAUAAAACCACUGAUGAAAAAUAUGCACUCACAUAUUCCAAAGAAUAUAAGCGUAUUAAGGGUGCCUCCCCCAAGUGAUGGCCAGUGGGGUAUCCAGGUCAGCAAGAAGAUCCAAACAACUGCAGCCAAAGGAAUACUUCAAAGGUGAUUUAUUCACUUAUAAAAAUCAGGAGGUGUUUUUUUUUUUUUUUUGCUAUAAAAAUGACGUAUAAAGAUGCCGAGAACAGUAGUAAACAGUAUUAAACUGAUGUAUAAAGAUGCCGAGAACAGUAUUGAAUGUUGUACAACAUGUAAUAAUUGCAAGCGGAAACGAUCUCGAGCUAUUAGACGCUAUGUACAGGAUGUCAACUCUUAAAAUCGAAAUAUCGUGAACAGUACUUGAUGUGCAUACUUGACCCUACCCUCUUUCAUUCUGUACCCCAAGUGUGAUUUUAAAAUAUUUCAUAACUCAGUGAUUUUACAUUAAUCAUCAUAGCUAGUUUCUAUAAUGCUAUAUUAACUCAUAAAAAUGUGCAAUGUUAGUAAGCCAUAUGAAUGUUUCUCUAUGUCUACUAUAAAGCCUGCACCAGCUGUUGUGGCAAUGCAAGCAUACCUGUAUAUUCUAUGCACAACCAAAAUAAAGAAUUAAAAAAAAAAUAAAAAAAAAAAUCAGGAGGUGUAUAAAUGAAAAUACAUAAAAACAAUAUAAGAAAGAGAUGCUGGUCCUACGCGUUUCGUCCUUAUACAGAAGGACUUCCUCAGGGACCUCUUUCAGCACAAUUAAAUCACCAGAAAUACAGAGAAUAAAAAACAGCAUCCUAAAAACGCUAACACAUGAAUAACCUUAUAUAGGGCUAAUCCCUUCAAGUCAUUGGUGGAAUAGUGGGUGUUUUCUCCUCUUUUGACUCCUAUUCGUCCAAAAUUUCUUCUCCUCAGGUGUGUUCGCUUUAUCAGAAUGAAAAAAGCCGGGCUCGUUCCGAAUUCGGCCACUUCCGCAUACGUCAUACGUUACGCUCGCGUCACGUGUUCCGUGAUUCAUCACAUGAUCAUCGUGCGUUCCACACUCGGGAAAUAAAAUGGACGUGCGUUCCACAUCAUAGUGGCAGCCUGGAAAUAUCGUUUUUCUUUUGCCUAAUAAUUAUACACACAUAACUGGAAGCAAAAAAACUAUUAGGAAUCAUAUGAGAGAAUUUAAAAAUAUUAUAUUAAUUGUCCUCUAACAGUAAAACACUAAAUAUUAUUCUUAUAAUGAAUGUGCAACAACUUCCUAUCCAAGUUGACCAUUCAUAAUAUUUAUCAUAGUAUUGCAAAAAAAAAUAUAACAAUUGAUUAUUAAAUUCAUAUGUUCAUGUAUUGACAUUAAUACAUUAACAUAAUGAACAAAACCAUUAAAGUGCAUAAUCUUAUUUAAAGUGACAUGAGUGAUAUUAUACUUAUUUGCAAGUCUAUAUUAUGUUAAGUGACAUAAAAAUUAUUACUUAUUAAUUAUUACAUGCUCAAUUACAUAUCCAUAUUGUGUAAACUAAAACAAUUAACCAAUCAUAUACUCAAUGUCAUAUUCAAUUUAAAUAAAAUGACAUGAGUAAUAUAUGCUCAAUUCCAAAUGUAUCUCUAUACAUUAACAAUUAGUUCAAAAAACAGACAAUAUCCAUAUCCACAUUCAAUCCCCUUGGGGCAAGAGUGCGUAACCUAUGAAUCCAAUAUGAUUCCUUUUGUGCCAAUCGUUUUUCUUUAUUACCCCCUCUCCAGUGGGGUUGAAUUUGUUCUAUCCCCAUACAACGCAGCCCCUUCAAAGAAAACAGGGGACAGUUAUUACAGUGAAGGGGGACUGAAUGAGUAUCUAAUUUUUUCUUUAUGUUGUUAAUGUGUUCCAAAAGUCUCACUUUUAAACAUCUCUUUGUGCGACCAACAUAUUGGCUGCCGCAUGGGCACUGAAGCAAAUACACAACACAGUCCGAGCGGCAGCCAAUCUCUGAUUUAAUGGAGAACGGUUUCCCUGUAACACAACUCCUAUAUGAUGUAACCUUGUCUGUAUUUACUUGCAAACAGGCUUUACAACUUUUGCAACCCCGGAAGCCUUUUAUCCCUUUUUUUUAAUAUUUUUAACAUCCAAGAGAUGUUUAAAAGUGAGACUUUUGAAACAUAUUAACAACAUAAAGAAAAAAUUAGAUACUCAUUCAGUCCCCCUUCACUGUAAUAACUGUCCCCUGUUUUCUUUGAAGGGGCUGCGUUGUAUGGGGAUAGAACAAAUUCAACCCCACUGGAGAGGGGGUAAUAAAGAAAAACAAUUGGCACAAAAGGAAUCAUAUUGGAUUCAUAGGUUACGCACUCUUGCCCCAAGGGGAUUGAAUGUGGAUAUGGAUAUUGUCUGUUUUUUGAACUAAUUGUUAAUGUAUAGAGAUACAUUUGGAAUUGAGCAUAUAUUACUCAUGUCAUUUUAUUUAAAUUGAAUAUGACAUUGAGUAUAUGAUUGGUUAAUUGUUUUAGUUUACACAAUAUGGAUAUGUAAUUGAGCAUGUAAUAAUUAAUAAGUAAUAAUUUUUAUGUCACUUAACAUAAUAGACUUGCAAAUAAGUAUAAUAUCACUCAUGUCACUUUAAAUAAAAUUAUGCACUUUAAUGGUUUUGUUCAUUAUGUUAAUGUAUUAAUGUCAAUACAUGAACAUAUGAAUUUAUUAAUAAUCAAUUGUUAUAUUUUUUUUUUUUUGCAAUACUAUGAUAAAUAUUAUGAAUGGUCAACUUGGAUAGGAAGUUGUUGCACAUUCAUUAUAAGAAUAAUAUUUAGUGUUUUACUGUUAGAGGACAAUUAAUAUAAUAUUUUUAAAUUCUCUCAUAUGAUUCCUAAUAGUUUUUUUGCUUCCAGUUAUGUGUGUAUAAUUAUUAGGCAAAAGAAAAACGAUAUUUCCAGGCUGCCACUAUGAUGUGGAACGCACGUCCAUUUUAUUUCCCGAGUGUGGAACGCACGAUGAUCAUGUGAUGAAUCACGGAACACGUGACGCGAGCGUAACGUGUGACGUAUGCGGAAGUGGCCGGAUUCGGAACGAGCCUGGCUUUUUUCAUUCUGAUAAAGCGAACACACCUGAGAAGAAAUUUUGGACGAAUAGGAGUCAAAAGAGGAGAAAACACCCACUAUUCCACCAAUGACUUGAAGGGAUUAGCCCUAUAUAAGGUUAUUCAUGUGUUAGCGUUUUUAGGAUGCUGUUUUUUAUUCUCUGUAUUUCUGGUGAUUUAAUUGUGCUGAAAGAGGUCCCUGAGGAAGUCCUUCUGUAUAAGGACGAAACGCGUAGGACCAGCAUCUCUUUCUUAUAUUGUUUUUAUGUAUUUUCAUUUAUACACCUCCUGAUUUUUAUAAGUGAAUAAAUCGCCUUUGAAGUAUUCCUUUGGCUGCAGUUGUUUGGAUCUUCUUGCUGACCUGGAUACCCCAGUGGCCAUCACUUGAGGAGGGAGAAUUAAAGGAGAAUAACCCCCCUAUUUAUACCCUGGGGGAGGCACCCUUAAUACGCUUAUAUUCUUUGGAAUAUGUGAGUGCAUAUUUUUCAUCAGUGGUUUUAUAGUGUGUAGCAAUAUUUGCACUAUUUUCUGUCCUCUAUUGUAGGUACAUCAGCAGAAUCCCAAAUAUCCUAUCAAUUAUACUGUUCUGCUAUAAGGUUAUCAGCCGGGAAAAAACCUUGGGAAGCUGUGUACUUUUCAGUUAAGUUGUUGUGUUUUAUCACUUCUCUCACGGGUGUCCAUGUUUUUGUUUCCCAUUGUGCUAUGUAUGAAGGUGCUUGGGAUGCCUGUGUGGGGGCGCUGAGCUGCUCAUAUAGUCGGGUUAUAAGGCCGGCACGUGGUCAGUCCGACAUACAGAGAGUUUCAUAGAAUGUGGGCUUUUCUCUGGCCGCUUUUAAUAUGUGUGGUUUUCGCGCAUAGUCCCGUACCUGCAGGUACCGAAAGUAGUCCCUGCCUGUCAGAGGAGCCCGCGCCUUUAAGUCGUCAAAGUUGUGGAAUGUUGUGCCUUGGAAUAGGUGACAGUACCACUGUAGGCCCGCGUCCUUGAGGCCUCGAAAAUCCCGCGGGGUCAUGCCCGGGGGGAAGGCCUUAUUCCUGAGAUAUGGUGUCAUGGGUGAAAUGGGAUGCGCGAGGGCAUAUUUCUGAGCCACUUCAUUCCAAACUCGUAUCGAAUUCAGAAUGGCCGGGCACAUGGUUCGCAGCUCAGGGCGGUCGGGUCUGGGCACCCAGAUCCAAAACUGGGGCAGGUCGGUGCUCAUAAGGAGCGUUUCAAUGUCCACCCAUCUGUGUGUAUCAGGGGGUGAGUGCCACUCGGCAAUUUGCGCCAGCUGGGCCGCCAGGUAAUAGAGGUGUAAGUUCGGGAGCCCUAAGCCUCCCCUACUCUUCGGGGUAUAUAACGUAUGUCUCGCUAUUCUAUGUCUCUUGCCCGCCCAGAUAAAGUUGUCAAUAGCGGUUUGCAGCGGUUUAAGGUCAGUUCUCGUGACCGCUACUGGUAAUGCCUGGAAGAGGAAAAGGAGGCGAGGGAGUAAAUUCCUUUUAAUGGUAUGUAGCCUGCCCAGCCACGAAAUGGGCUUUUCGUGCCACCUAUCUAGGUCCCUGCGUAGAGCGUGCAUAAGUCUUUGGUGGUUUUCAGCGUACAGGUCGGCGUUGUUUUGCGUGAGGCAGAUGCCCAAGUAUUUGAUGGGCUGUAUGCGAAUUUUGAGGUCUGUUGUACGCUUCAGCCACUCAAUAUCUGUGUCCGCCAACCCAAGGGGCAUACCGACUGACUUGUCUAUGUUAAUCCUGUACCCAGAAACCUGGUGAUACGUAUUGAGGUUUAGGAGAUGUGGGACUGUUACCCUGGGGGCCGUGAGAGUAAGUAAGAUGUCAUCGGCAUACGCCAAAACUUUAAACUCCUCGGAUGCGUUUUUUUUUUUUUUUUUUGGUUUUGUUUUUUUGCCCUGCACUCUGUUAUCAGUUCUGAUUUGGUGUAGAAGGGGCUCCAAGGCCAAGAUGAAGAGAAGGGGGGAGAGGGGGCAGCCCUGAGGGGGGCCAUUCUUAGAAUCAAAUGGGGCAGGUGGUGCUCCAGGGAUCGAUAUCUGCGCUCUCGGGGCCGCGUAUAACGCUCGGGUCGCUCUAAUAAACACAGGAGGAAGUUGCAUUUCCUCGAGUAGGGCGAACAGGUACGGCCACUGGAGCCGAUCAAAGGCCUUCUCCGCGUCCAACGAGAGGACCAGAGAAGGCGUACUUGUCCUGUGUGCCCACCACAUCAGGUCAACUGCUCAUCUCGUGUUUCCGUAUAGGUGCCUGUUGGGAACAAAACCCACCUGAUCCGCUUGGAUCAGCUUGGGUAGAAUGACGUUUAAUCUAGUGGCCAGAAUCUUUGCAUAGACUUUGAGAUCAAAGUUAAUGAGUGAGGUAGGGCGGUAGUUGGCUACAUUAGUGGUAUCGCGGUCUGGCUUGGGGAUGAGGACAAUGUUUGCGGUGGAUAGGUCAGUGUUGGGUGCGUCAAUCUCUGUCCAUGUUUGGUACAUGUUUGCCAGUCAGGGGACCAGGUGUUCAUUGAACACUUUGUAAUAGGAGCCAUCAAAUCCGUCCAGGCCAGGGGCUUUCCCCCCUUUAAGAUCCGUUAUGGCUCUAUUAAUUUCGUCUUGUUCUAUGGGUGCUCCCAGGUAGUCGGUUGUCUGCGCUGGGAGGCGUGGCAGAUUGAGACUCCGCAGGAAGUCCCUAAUUUGCUCCAUAUGUGUUUUGUUUUGUUCACGUCCGUGAGAGUAGGGGAGUGGUUAUACACUUGGGUAAAGAAUUUUGCGAAUUCGUUAGUAAUGUCGCCCGGGUUGCUGAGUACGUUCCCCUGUGCGUCUUUAAUGGCAGUGAUAAAGGAGUGUGUGCACUUCGGCCUUAGAGCCCGCGCCAGAAGGGUGUCCAUUUUGUUGGACUUUUCCUAAAACAAUCUUUUCGUAUGGAGCAGAUCUCUGCUGACUUCGUCUAGCAUGAGCUCUGAGUUCUCGUCUAAUUUCAGUCAGUUCCCUAGUGUUGUGUGUGUGUGUGUGUGUGUGUGUGUGUUUGUGUGUGGGGUGGCCUGGUGCUUGUUUUGCAUUUCCGUCCUACGUAAUUGCUUUUGGAGCACGGACAACCUUUCCAACUUCGCUCGUUUUUGGUGAGUAGCUAUUUUAAUCAAUAGUCCCCUGAUCACUGGUUUAUGGGCUGCCCAUAGUGUGGUAGGCGAUACGUCAGUCGUGUCGUUUUCCUGGAAGUAGCGUGUUAUCUCAGUCUGGACAAGCUCUUUUAUCAUGGGUGUUUUUCACAGGUAUAAUUUCGCUAGGGGCUCCAUCGUUUACCACUCGGUUAGAGUUUGCCCAACUAAACAUGCCAGAGACACACAAACGAACUGUUUUGCAGUACAUGUGGAGAAAAGAAAAGAAGAAAGAAAAAAAUAAAUAAAAUUAUGAAAACAAGCCCAAAAGGGGGCCAGUAAAGUUAAUUGAGGACUCUAAUGCUCUUAACGGUUACAGGGCUGGUCUGUCCUUAAGAUCAGUUCACUAAGGGCCGUAAAUUGCACAGCUGCCUUGCCGUUCCCGGGCCGCCGAGUCCCUGUCUGUCCUCCCCGCAACGACCCCAGUCCGUUUCCAGGGUCCUCCGUAGCUCUGUGGGCACUCGGGUGUAGGGGCUGCCCAUCCGACUCCCACACCUAGAGUCCAUGGGCCCCUGUCUCCCUGCACCUCCCCAUUACCACCCAAGAUCCAGGACUCAGAGGAGCGUGUUACCCACUGUCUCACCCGGUGCCGGACACUUGUUUGGAGCCGGCGCGCACCCCCACCCGGCCACGGGGCCGCGCAGGCCCGCCCCUCACGGCUUAAGGGACAUGGCCCUCUGGGGACCCCACAUACCCAGGGGCUAGGGCACCCACUCCUCCAGCGGGCGAGUAGUCAUCACAGGGGAUCUUAUUCAGUGCUCAGCUGUGCCCAAGUCCGCAAGGGCCGUCCAGUACGGGCCUCCAUAGCUAGUUCUCUCCACAUUUACCCCUCUGAUGUUGCGGUAGCGCCUUUAAUGGGCGCUCUUGUCGGUAGUGGGGCUCUUUGCGGGUCCAAGCCUUCUUGCUACCGAUCUGGGUGCCUCCUCGGGUGAGUGUUUCAACCUCUCCACAGGUACCUCCGGUGUUGCUGGCUGUUUGAGUUUCGUGCAACCGGUGCCAGUGCAGGCAGUCGGCAUCCGAACCGCCCGGGAACUCCUGCUGCGACCCGUGCCUCCUCCUGGAAGCCGGGGUAUCCCCCGCCUGCCCAAGAAAGGGGGGGGGAGGGGUAAGGGCCGUGCCCCGGGCUGAGUAUUACCCCCUGUCGAGGUGUCUAUAGCGGGGUACGUUGGUUUUCUGCUCCUCAGGGCCAUGUUGCCUGUAAUUGCUGCUGGUUUUGUGGCGCUCCGCCUCGUGCAGGCCGUAUCCGGCCCUCUCUACUUGCCCGGCUUGCAGUGGGCAUUGUGCAGGUAUCGGGGGUAAGCUGGUGCCGGUCUCUGUUCGGAUCUGGCUGAGUAUUGUAUAUUUAGGUGGUCUGGGGCGAUUGUUUUAGUGCCUUUUUUUUAUCCGCUCAGUGCAGGAGCUCAUGUUAAUGGCGGCUCCGCCCCGUCCAGCAGUACAUUUGUACUGUCUGUAUUUUUUUUUUUGCCCUUAACGGGUUAAAUUUGUUUUAAAAAUCUGUCUUGGUCAGUCAGUUUCCUUCCCCCAAAUCUCCAUUAGAUUUUUGUGACAGUUAGUUUAGGGAUUGCUGUUUAGUCUGUUUUAGUAAAAAAAAAAAAUUGUGUUUGUAAUUUGUUUUAGUCGUGUGAAAAACAUGCAGCGUAUGUAUAACUUGCAAGGGGGCAUAUGCCUUCCUGGCGUCAGACUCUGACGCCACUGACACUGCGUCAGAUUUUGACCCAGGUCAGUUUUCUGACACGUCUGGUCAAGACGACAGGUCAUCUGUGUGUGAGCCGGCUGAAGAAAGAAGCUGUGCUUCCUCUGCUACGCCGAAUGUGGAGGAGGACUGGGUACCUCCACAGUUAGCCGAGCCCAACGCCCUCCCUUUUAGUGCCAACGCAGGCAUUAAUGUUAAUGUGGAUGGCUUCUCACCAAUGCAGUAUGUAGAACUAUUUUUAGGGGAUACUAUCUGGGAGGAGAUUGCUUCCCAGACUAACUUGUAUGCAACCCAAUUUAUUAAUAACAAUCCAGGUAGCUAUACAGUCAGGGAGCAUGACUGGCAUCCCACAGAUGUCCCGGAGCUUAAAAAAUUCUGGGCUCUUACAAUGCUCAUGGGGAUUAUAAAGAAGCCAUCGAUUUGCUCAUACUGGAGCACCAACCCAAUGUCUAGUCCAUUAUUCUCCCAAACCAUGCCUAGAGCCAGAUACGAGUUACUGCUGAGAUUUUUACAUUUCAGUGCCAAUACCCUCUGUCACCCUAGAGAUCACCCCCAAUACGAUAGGCUUUAUAAAAUAUGCCCACUGUUAGACCAUUUUCAGGACAAAUUUUCAGAUGUUUAUACCCCCCAACAAAAUUUAUCCAUAGAUGAAUCUCUAAUGAAAUACAACGGGAGAUUAGGAUUCAGACAAUAGAUCUCCUCAAAGCGCUCUAGGUAUGGCAUAAAACUGUACAAACUGUGCGAGAGCGAAAGUGGAUACACGUUUGCCUUUCGUGUAUAUGAGGGGAAAGAUGGUCAACUGGACCCCCCUGGCUGUCCUGACUCCCUGGGGACAAGUGGGAAGCUUGUAUGAGACCUACUAAACCCCUUGUUUAUUAAAGGCUACCACCUUUAUGUGGAUAAUUUUUAUAGUAGUGUCCGUCUGUUUAAAACACUUAUUAUGGUUUACAGACACUGGCCUGCGGCACUGCCAGAAAACAUUCCAAAGACUUUCCACGAUCUCUCAUAGAGGCAAAAUUUUAAAAAGGCGAAUGUUAAGCACUUUGCGAAGCUGAAGUGCUUGCACUAAAAAAUUUAGGGACAGGAAGGAUGUCAACAUGCUAACCACCAUCCAUGACUAACGCAUGUCAGACGUCUCUGUCCGGGGCAGAGUAGAGUCCCAACCGGUUUGCAUCAGGGCGUAUAAUAAGUACAUGGGGGGUGUUGAUUUGGCUGAUCAGCUGAUGCAGCCAUAUCUUAUUUUACGAAAAACCAAAGCAUGAUCUAAAAAGGUGGCUAUCUAUAUGAUGCAAAUAGCAAUCCACAACUCAUUUUUCCUUUUUUUUUUUUUUUUUUUAAAUAAUCCAGGGAAAAUCACCUUUCUCCAAUUUCAGUUGAAAAUUAUUUCUUUAACAAUUUAUGGAGAUGGACAAGUUCCAACAACGGUGCAAGCGGAGUCCAGACAUUUUAUUUUUAAGUUACGGCCAACUGCUAGAAACCCCCCCCACCCCCCCAGAAACAUUGCGGAGUCUGUUUUAAAAACGGGAAAAGGACAGAAAACCCUUUUCACUGUCCUGAUUGCCCUUCGAAACCAGGACUGUGUGUAGGAACAUGUUUUAAGCUGUACCACACAGAACAGUUGUAAGAAGUGUUCCUGUAUUUUUAUUUUCUUUUUUGUUUCUUUGGAAAGCAGACUUUUUUUUUUUGUCGGUUUCAUUCCCCCAAAUCUCCAGUUAGAUUCUAUUUGUAGGAGUCAGUUUAAAGAUUGCUGCUAAAUGUACAUUUGCUACCUGCACAUUUGGUCUAACAAGUUUUCUGGCAGUAACACAUAACCAGCUGGCCAAAACCAGAUGACGUGUGCAUAAAAACCAGAAUUAAAAAAUUACCACUACACUUUCUUUGGGGGCAAAAUGGUUGGGGGGGAAAGAAGUCAAAACACCCCAUCUUCUAUAUAACCUUUGACGUCUACUUUAUAAAAAAUAUACUGUCAUGAUGGUAACAUUAACUGGGGGGUGCAAAAUAUGUCAAACUGAAGAUAGACCAAGCAUACCUAUAUAUCAAGUUGAAAAACUGACAUGUACAAGUUCUGAUUGUUGCCUUUUGGCCCCCAAACAACCCAGCAACCCUAUACAUGGGGGGUAUCACUGUACUCUGGAGAUGUUGCUGAACAUAUUGGGCAGUGUUUGGCAGUGACACAAUACAGGAUUUGUUAAUUCAUGCCUAAAGUACAAUGUGUGUGACAAAGAAACCAAAAAAGAUUACUACCCAAAAGUUUGACAAAGGCUGGUGGUAGAAUUCAGUGCAUGAAAAGUUUUAAAAUACCACCAUUUAAAAUACCCUGGGUUGUUUACUUUUCAAAAAUAUAUGGUUUGAUGGGGGUAAAAUACAUUGGCUCAAAUGGGACCUGGGCGCAGGUUGAUUCCAUGUCAAAAUUCCAAGUUGAGAAACUGAUAAGCGCACCUGCCAAAUGUAGCCUUUUAGCCCCCAAAGAACCCGACAAGCCUAUGCAUGGGUGGUAUCAUUGUAUUCAGGAGAUCUUGCUGAACACAUAUUGGGGUGUUGUUUGGCAGUGAUACAUAACAGGAUCUGUUAAUUCAUGCCUAAAGUACAAUGUGUGUGGAAAAAAAACAGAAAAUAAAUACUAACUCAAUGUUUGACAAAACCUGGUGGUAGAAUUAGUGCAUGGAAAGUGUUAAAAUACCACCAUGUGAAAUACCCUAGGGUGUCUAAUUUUCAAAAAUAUAUGGUUUGAUGGGGAUAAAAUACAUUGGCCGGCUUCAAAAAUGUCCCAAAUAGGACAUGCGUGCAGGUUGACUACAUGUCAAAAUUCCAAGUUGGGAAACUGAUAUGCGCACCUGCAAAAUGUGGCCUUUAGCCCCCAAACAACCCAACACACCUAUACAUGGGGGGGUAUCCCUGUACUCGGGAGAUGUUGCUGAACACAUAUUGGGGUGUUGUUUGGUAGUGACACCUAACAGAAUCUGUGAAUUUAUACCUGAAUUGCAAUGUAUGUGAAAAAAAUAAACUACCUAUGCAAAGUUUGGCAAAGGUUUGUGGUAAAAUGGCUGCAUAGAAAGUAUCAAAAUAUUCUUAGGUGAAUACCCUGGGUUAUUUAGUUUAAGAAAAAUAUAUACAUGUGGGGUGUAUUAUUUUUUUGUUUUGUUUUUUGGAGAUUUAUGACAUAACAGUGUUACAAUGUUCACUAUUGAUACAUUUGAAAAAUGUACAUUUUGAAACAGCAAUUUCCUACUUGUACUUAUAACCCUAUAACUUGCAAAUAAAAGCAAAAAAACACAAACAUUGGGUGUUUUUAAACUCAGGACAACAUUUUGAAUCUAUUUAGCAGUUUGUUUCAUUUGAUUUUGUAAAGAUUUUUUAAGUAAAAGUGAUUUUUUUUUUUUCAUUUUUUUUUUUCUUUCAAUUUUUCACCAUUUUAUUUUUUUAAUUAUGACAUGAUAAAAAUAAAAUGUAAAGAAAGCCCUUUUUGUCCUGAUAAAAACAAUAUAUAAUUUGUAUCGGAACAGUAAAUGAGAGAGCGUAAAACUACAGCUAAACACAAACACCACAAAAGUGUUACAAUAGCUCUGGUCCUUAACGCACAAACAUCGCAAAAACAGUCUGGUCCUGAAGGGGUUAAACUUUUUUUUUUUUUUUUUUUUUUUAUACUCAUUGAGCUAAGCUAGCAGUAUUUGUGUCUGCUUGAUAUUUGUUUCUUUCUGUCAUGUGAUUCUAGUGUUUUGUUUGCUAUAUUUGUACAGAGUCCACCCAAAGCCGAAGCCAAUUCAGACAGCAACAAGGAAAAUGCAAUUUUGGAACCUGGAUCUGAUAAUUCUUCACUGGAAAAUACUCCAGAAAAAUGUAAUGAAAUCCCUUUUGCACGUUUGUAGUUUUAACCAUGUCAAAACAAAGUUGGUGUUCCAUAUGGAACAAUCUAGCCCUUUAAGAUUGUCUUUGUCAAACCCUUGCCAUUCCACAGCCUGGAAUAAGGAUAUUAAAGGGUUAUUGUAAGCAUCACAAUGUGUAUAUGCUGACAGUGGUAAUGGGGUCAUUAGGCAGCUGGUGCUACUCCUAUUUUUGGAAAUCCAUCCCCUAGCAUUGUUUGAACAUGGCCAUACGCUUCCAUUUUAUCCAUCAUAUUUUGAAGCAAUUAUUUGUCUUAACUUGUCAUCUAAUGCACACAGUCAAAUAAUGGUGUCAAAAUGAAUAAAACUAAUAUUGCUAAAACAUAUGUAAUGAGUAGGGGUAGGGGCAGGCUCAGUUUGACAACAGACUUAGGGGCAGCACCUGGAACCCAUUAGUAUCAUAGCCACUACAGUUGUAUCUAGUGAUCAUGGUGCUUAGAUGACUGUUCAUUUAAUAGUAUAGUUCCCUUGUUUGUCAAGCCAACUAGUAAAUAUUAAUUUACUAGUCCAAUGGGAUAUGGGAAAUAAUCUUUUGAAAGGCUGAAGGUUUUUUUUUUUAGUUUUUUAGACCAUUAAUGCUUCUGAUUUUCUGAAAUCUCUUCAGCUAAUAACAUUUCUGAAUCACUGGCGGAAUCUGCAGCUGCUUAUACGAAGGCCACAGCAAAGAGAUGCUUACUUGAGAAAGUGGAGGUGAUAACUGGGGAAGAGUCGGAGAGUAAUGUAUUGCAGGUGAGAUCAACCCUGUUCUCAUUUUGUUUAUGAUGGUGAUCAUUUUGAAGAAAUGUUUGUUUUGGUCCCGAUUAGUCCAAGCUAAUUAAAUCAUAAUAUGCUGUGUUCAGGUUUGAAAAAAAUUUCUGUUUAAAAUAGCUGGUUUUAAAUCUGUUAACUAAAUUAUUAUUAUUUUUUUAUUUAUUAUUUUGGUCCUUCCAAUAGAUCCAGUGCAAGCUGUUCGUAUUUGAUAAAGUGUCACAAUCCUGGGUAGAAAGAGGUCGAGGUCUGCUGCGUCUUAAUGACAUGGCCUCCACUGAGGAUGGCACAUUACAGUCCAGGCUUGGUAUGUAGGCCUCUGUUAUAUUAUAGUUUUUAUGUUUUGUGUUUUGUGUUUCACACACCAAUAUAGUCCAGAGACAAUGAGAAGUAGAAUAAAAGUAGCACUUUAUGUUUUUUCUUAAAUUUGUAUCCAACAGAGACCAAGGGUUUGACUUAAAAUAAUAUUCCAAGCUAAAACUUUUAACUUUUAAAGCAUGUGAUUUUAUGGAAACGUAAAAAAAAAAAAAUUACUUUAAUUUGCAAAACAUACUUAAACUGAGAAAGAAGUGAAGACAUAGAUUUUCAGUUAAAACCUAAACCAGCUUCCAGUUUAGAGGUUGGUUGAUAACCAAUCAGUAUGAAGUACAUGAAUUUUGUUUGAUUUAUGUAUUUGAUGCUGUUAGUACAUCUGAACAUAUUUAAAGGGACACAAUAGGUACCCAGACCACUUCAUCUCAUUGAAGUGGUCUCUGUGCAGUGUCCCAGUCCCACUUAGUCCUGCAAUGGAAAUCAUUGCAGUUUUAGAUACUGACUUUAGAGGCACUUCCUGCUUGUUAGGUGACUUUUGGUACAGUGUCCGUCAAAUCCCCAUAGGUAAGCACUAUAGCUGGGUUAGUAUUCUAAUUUGUCAGGUGCAUUGAGCGGUGAAAGUGCUUUUUAGUAGAGCUAUCCCUGCACAGGCAAAUGUAAUUUCUAAUACUAACCUGAAUUUAAUUUUACAAUUACUCCUAGCAUUUACCUGUGUAGCGGACCCUAGGUAACCCGACUGGUUUCCUCCGCUAUUAAUAAAUGAACGGACCCAUUUCCCUUCCAUUAACUGGACGACACACAGUUCCAGGGGUACAACAACAACUUUAUUGGCUACACGCGGCUUUAUACUUUCCCCGUGCAAGGGGUGGAAUACACAUGAAGACAAUGUCCCCUCCCAGGGUCUUCCCCCGCCUGAGGGUCGUAUAACAGAAACCCAGUCUGUAACCUGUUCACGCCACUCUGUGUCCCCUCCCAGGGCCCUCCUACUCCCAGGGGUCCCCUGACAUGAACGGAACUCCAGUCCCUUUGUCACCUCUUCCCGCCACUUGUGUCCGCUCCCAUGGCCCUACCCAGGGUCUUCUUCAUAGAAAUCUCUGUAUCUGGGGGUCGUAAUACGGGAAACUUCCAGUCUCAUUGUCUCCCAGUGACAGAGAGCCUGCCAACCUCCGCCAUUGUCCCCAAAGGAUGUCCCCAUAACUGUAACCUAUACUAACGGCAGCCACCCAGGGAAGCACUCAUUAAUUACUUCCCAUGCGGUUUCACACUAUGUUGCGAGUUGCCAACGAUCUAAUGGAUUGAUGUGAACACUCCAAUGGGUGCUGGGGAGGUCCUUGUUUGGGAACCGCUCGAUGUGGGAAGAAAUCCGCGAAUGCUCCCCCUGGAUGGCGUUUGUCUAACGAAUGGGCUGCCAUCCAGGGAAGGUGCGAGCCGAGGCUUCCCUUGCGGUUUUGACACCUCAUUAUGAGGUGUGAACUUUCUAAAACCACAUUCUAAACGGGAUUUAGUGGUGUUCCCCGUUCUGGAGGAGCAGGUAGAUCUACAAACACAACGAAGGAAACACAGGGUCAAGAUAGGGAAAACACACAAAAGGGAUGUCAGGACACUAACACACAUUGCAGGGUAAGUGGGGGUUCAGUUACAAUCUGCAUUUUAGUUUGAAAUUAUUAUUAUUAUUAUUUUUUUUUGUAAAGUGACAUUCUGGUAAAACAUAAGACACACCUCCCACCCUCUGCUUAUCACAGCUAUACAUUGCUGGUAAGCGUUGGUAUGGUUAAGGUGGAGUGUAAUUCUCACCUUGGCCCUGCAUCCAGCAAGGGCUGCAAAUUUCCAUAGACCCUCAUUCAGUAUUAAAGGGACACCAAACUUAAUCUUAAUGGAGCAGUUUUGGUGUAUAGAUCAUGCCACUGCUCUCUCACUGCUUAAUUCUCUGCCAUUUAGGAGUUAUUAUUAUUAUUAUUAUUAUUAUUAUUAUUAUUAUUGCAAUUUAUAAAGCGCACACAGAUUCCGCAGCGCUGUACAAUUAGUUGAGAAACGUACAAUAUACACAAACAAAUACAAGAGGUAAGAGAGCCCUGCCCGUAAGCCGAUAUCUAGCCAUUGGAGCUCUUUUAUACAAAGAGCUCCAAAGGCUGUAUAUACUUUGUUUAUACAGCCCUAGUCACACCUCCCUGCAUGUGACUUACACAUCCUUCUUAAACCCUUCCUAUAAAGAGUCAUCUAUGUUCAUAUUUCAUUUAUUGCAAGUUCUGUUUAAUUUACAAUGUCUUAUUUUCUGCACUAUUAAUAGCCUGCAGGAGCCUCCUGUAUGUGAUUUUAAAAUUCAAAUUACAGAGGAAUUAUUUAUUUUAAAUAAAUUUACUAGUGGUAAUGUUUUAUGCAGUAUUUUGAGAGGGAUGUACUUUUGGUAGGGAUCUGAAAACGGCAAUUCUUCUUCUUUUCCCUCUCUUAGCAUAACCGUAAGAACUCUUACUCCUGUAACCAAUUUCUAAAUGUAUAUAUUUUUAUUUUUAUAUCUGACAACCACAUGUAACAUAGUGUCUACAUGCUUUUAACAAGAACUAAUGCUUGUUCUUACUAUAUGCCUGUUUAUGUCCUUUUAAGUAAUGCGCACCCAAGGUAGUCUGCGGCUUAUCCUCAACACCAAACUAUGGGCCCAGAUGCAGAUCGACAAAGCAAGUGAAAAGAGUAUCCGGAUAACUGCAAUGGACACAGAGGACCAAGGGGUCAAAGUCUUUUUAAUUUCGGUGAGUUGUAAUUUCUAGAAGUCAUCCAAACCUGAUGAACCCCAAUCACAGUUGCUAGUUGUAGCCAAUAGAUAUCCAACAACAUUCUCAUUCUGCAGAAAGAACGUUCUCCAUUUCAUAGAAACAUAGAAUGUGACGGCAGAUAAGAACCAUUCGGCCCAUCUAGUCUGCCCAAUUUUCUAAAUACUUUCAUUAGUCCCUAGUCUUAUCUUAUAGUUAGGAUAGCCUUAUGCCUAUCCCACGCAUGCUUAAACUCCUUUACUGUGUUAACCUCUACCACUUCAGCUGGAAGGCUAUUCCAUGCAUCCACUACCCUCUCAGUAAAGUAAUACUUCCUGAUAUUAUUUUUAAACCUUUGUCCCUCUAAUUUAAGACACUGUCCUCUUGUUGUGGUAGUUUUUCUUCUUUUAAAUAUAGUCUCCUCCUUUACUGUGUUGAUUCCCUUUAUAUAUUUAAAUGUUUCUAUCAUAUCCCCCCUGUCUCGUCUUUCCUCCAAGCUAUACAUGUUAAGAUCCUUUAACCUUUCCUGGUAAGUUUUAUCCCGCAAUCCAUGAACCAGUAUAGUAGCCCUUCUCUGAACCCUCUCUAAGGUAUCAAUAUCCUUCUGAAGAUACGGUCUCCAGUACUGUGUACAAUACUCCAAGUGAGGUCUCACCAGUGUUCUGUACAAUGGCAUGAGCACUUCCCUCUUUCUACUGCUAAUACCUCUCCCUAUACAACCAAGCAUUCUGCUAGCAUUUCCUGCUGCUCUAUUACAUUGUUUGCCUACCUUUAAGUCAUCAGAAUAAUCACCCCUAAAUCCCUUUCCUCAUAUGUUGAGGUUAGGACUCUAUCAAAUAUUCUGUACUCUGCCCUUUGGUUUUUACGUCCAAGAUGCAUUAUCUUGCACUUAUCCACAUUAAAUGUCAGUUGCCACAAUUCUGACCAUUUUUCUAGUUUACCUAAAUCAUUUGGCUUAUCCCUCCUGGAACAUCAACCCUGUUAUAAAUCCUAUAAAUCACACCUACACGAGUUACUGUGUGAUUACCAAAUUCUAACGUAGCCCAAACGGACUCUGUUUGCCUCACUAACUUUUAUUAGGCUAGAUUUUAUGCUAUCCUUCACAUACAAGGCCACCCCUCCCCCUUUCUUGCCUUCCCUAUCUUUCCUAUAUAAAGAGUACCCUGGUAUUGCUAUGUCCCAGUCAUUUUUCUCAUUGUACCAUGUCUCAGUAACAGCGACUAAAUCUACACUAUCAGUUGCCAUUAUUGCCACAAGUUCAUGGAUCUUAUUCCCUAAACUGCGAGCAUUUGUAGACAUGACUCUAAGCUUAUGAUUUAUUUUUAUUUUUUUUAAUUGUAUUUUAUGAGGUACAAACAGUAAAUGUGCAUUGUUGGUAUGUACAAUCAUCAAUUGCCACAAUGGCAUCCCCUAUAUUCAACAUACGUAAAAACUUGAUGCAAUCCCAGUGUUUACAUGCUUUCCAAAUUUUUCACAACUUCCCGUAUCACACGGUGCAAAACAAUCAAACACAACGUUCUUGUACUAGUUUACCCGGUGAUUGUAACACAGCAUUACAUCACCGCCCAUUGGAAUAGUUAUACCAUUGAAUACCUAGACUCGUUUCCUGGCAUUAGAGUCAAAUGAUAUGUGUAGGGUUCGCAGUGUCAGUGGUCUUACUGUAUUUGAACUCAUUGUUCUCAUUUUCCUUUACCCCCUCUGACUGCGGCUUUAACUUGUCUAUUAGUUCGGGGUAUUGACGUUACAGGUAUACCUUCUUGUUUGAGAUUUCUUCCUUUCGUACCUGUUUUUUAUUCGAUAUGUAUGUGUGAGUUGUGAAACAAUAGCUAAAACUAAAAAACUAACAGGGGGGAACAAAAAGAAAAGCAAGAAGAACUGGGUGGUGGGAGGUGGGUGUACUCCUUCAAUAUAGUGUUAAAGGUUGGGAUGGAGAGUUGUGGAUUAGUCAAUGAUAGCAUUACAUCAUCGGCAAAUGCUGUUAGUUUGUAUUCCCUUCCCCCUCUUACUAUGCCUGUGAUUUGUGGUUCGUCUCUAAUGGCCUGUAACAGUGGCUCCAGUGCUAUGAUAUAGAGGAGUGGUGACAAUGGGCAACCCUGCCUAGUUCCAUUAGUUAUGUAAAAGGGCUGUGAUGCGAAGCCUCCAUUUGUCACUCUAGCCGAGGGUUUGGAGUAUAAUGCCGUUAUUAAAUUUAGGAAUGGUUGUGGGAAUUGAAAUUUCUGUAGUGUUUCUCGUAGGAAGCCCCAGUGCAACCUGUCAAACGGUUUUUCAGCGUCAAGCGACAGGAAUACACUGGGUUCUCCCUGUCGUUGCUUUGUGUAAAGUAAAUUGUAUAGUUUCCUUGUGCCCUCAGCCCCUUGUCUGCCUUUAACAAACCCCACUUGAUCUUGUUUGAUUAUUGUAGGUAGCAUAUCUGCGAUUCUUGUGGCAUAUAGUUUAGCUAGGAUUUUGGUAUCUGUAUUUAGGAGGGAUAUGGGCCGUAAGUUUUGAGGCUUAGUUGGGGGUUUACUUGGUUUCGGCAGGGUAACUAUAUGUGCCAUCAGCAUGUCCUGUGGCAUCUUGCCCGUGGAUAUUAUGUGGUUAAAUGUAUCUACUAAAUGUGGUCCUACAUUGUGGCUAAAUGUUUUAUAGUAAGAAUUUGUAAGACCGUCUGGUCCCGGUGACUUGCCCGGGGGGAGUGAUUUAAUUAUUUGUAGGAUUUCAGACAGGGUGACGGGAUCGCAAAGCUUUUUAUUUUGGUCUUCUGUUAGGCUGGGCAAAGAGAUGUUAGAUAAGAAGUUUUGGAUGUCGUGUGCGGACGGUUGAUGUGUCUGGGGGUCCUGUUUUAUGUUGUAUAGUGUGUCAUAGAAAUUGGCCAUUUCUGCUAGAAUCUCCCGUGGGUGAUGCGUUUUUCCUCCUGUGUGAUUAUGUAGGUAUGGGAUUUUUGAUUGGGCUUGCUUCUGUCUUAGGAGCGAUGCCAAAGCCUUGCCGGCUCUAUUACCCUGAGUAUAAUUGCGUAUCUUCAGGUUCUGAAGCGUAUGUGCCGUUUCGUCUAGUAGUAGCUCAUUUAUUUGCUUUGUGAUCAAAAUUAUUUCCUGUGCCAAGUCUGCUGUAGGGGUUAGAUAGUGGGCGCUUUGUAAAUCCCUCAGUUUUUUUUAAUGAAUCAAGAUAUUUUUGGUCUUUAGCUCUUUUUAUAUACACUGCCCUACUAAUAAAGAUCCCUCUAACCACUGCUUUAUGAGCUUGCCAGGUGGUUGUGGGUUCCAAUUCUGGUAGAGUGUUGUUGUGGAAGUAUUCUUGGAUAUCUUGGCUUAGUUGAGUGCGGAAGUCUUUAUGCAUGAUUAGAGCGUCAUUUAGUCGCCACGGGGGUUUCCCUUUAUGGUCAAAUUUGGCUCGCAACCUUACUGACACUGGGGCAUGGUCAGACCACACUAUGUCCCCAAUCUCACUACUUGUCAUUCUUGGCAAGAUGUCUGCAGUAACGAGAAUCAUGUCUAUUCUGGAAUGGGUUUUGUGGAUAUGGGAGAAAUAUGAGUAACCUCUUUCGGUUGGGUGUUGUAAUCUCCAGAUAUCGUAUAGGUUGUGUUCUAGGAGUACUUUAGUCAGUGUUUUGCAUUGUUGUGUGAGGAGUCUUGACCUGGGGGCGCCUUGGGCAAGGGAAGUGUCUUCUACCGGGUGUAAAACAUGAUUCAUGUCUCCACAUAAUAUCAUUGAGGUUUUUUGCCUGGUUGGAAUUUUGUUAAGGACUUUAAGUAAAAAGUUCCUUUGAUUAACAUUUGGACUAUAGAUCCCCACUAAUGUGUACUUAAUAGUGUUAAUGUUGCAAUAGAUUAUGAGAUAUCGGCCUUGCGUGUCUUUUUUGAGUUGCAACAAUUCAAACGUAAGAGAUUUGUUAAAAAGGAAAGACACUCCCCUAGAUUUGGAGGAGUGAGUCGCGUGAAAUUGAGUGGGAAAGUCUCUGGUACCAAAUUCUGGGACUUUAUUGUGUUUAAAGUGCGUCUCCUGUAUACACAGGAUAUCUAUAUGGUUACGUUUCGCUGCUUCUAAGAGUACUCUCCUUUUAUGCGGGGUAUUAAGGCCCCUUACAUUAUGGGAUUGUAUUGUCACACUCAUUGGUGAGUGAUAAAGUCUUGCGUACGGGCCACUCAGGUUGCCCUGAUUUCGUUACCUUGUAGCCUGUGUGUUGUUUUUUCUGUAUUGUUUUAACCCAUACAUAAAUCAGAGGUAGCAUUUGUAGGCGUAUGUCGCACAUUAAGAGAGCUUCUGUAGCAUCAUAGGUACAUGGAAUACGGGAAGGGUAGGGAAGUUGCGGGUAGUCGGGGGGGGUAUAACUUGGUUCAUUAUAACUCACCCCAGUUGGGGUCAUGGCGCCCAUCUGCGGAGCCAUGGGGGGUAGAUAUCAAGAUAUCUGUUUGGGUGGCUAACGGCCUUAACGUUCUAUUUAUAUAGAAUAGGACCUGGUUCUGUGGGUGGUGACCCGUGCGUGUCUUGGUGUGAUCUCUUUGUGAGAGCCCUCUUGCCAUACUUCGGUAUCUCCAUAACCUCCUAAUGCAGCAAAAAAAAAAAUUGACAUAAUAAUACAUAAUAAUACAUAAUAAUACAUAAUAAUACAUAAUAAUACAUUCCCGCGUUUAGCAGUGAACAGGUAACGUUUAACGCCUAUAACCAUGGGGAACUGACUUAGCUCCAUCAUCUGCUCUUUAUAGUCUUUACUUUUGCGGCUCAGGCACCUUUUAUCUCGGCUUCAUCAUACGUUGCAUUGAUUGCUCAGUAGAAGGGGGUAAGAAAUAUGUGGCUGUCUGUGGGGCAUGUUGUGUUUUUUUUUUUUUUUUUUAUAAAAAAAAAUUGUGUAUUUGGAGCCUCCCAGUGUCCGGGUGAAUCCUGAUCCCAUGUCCCUAAUGCCGUGGGCAGGGUGAUUUGAUGGCAAUCAUCAAGCAUCUUACAUUACUCUAUUAUCCCCUUUUGGACAGCUGGGGGCUCUUAUCCUUAUAUUAUACUAAUCUCUAAUCUAUAUGUAUUGCGGGAUGAUGCUGCAAACAGCAUUCUCUUUUAAGAGCAGUCGUGUAGGGAUAAAGGUUAAGCAGUGAGUUUAUAAAAUGUAGUGGGAUAUGAUGGUUGUAGCCCUUAUGUCAGGGCAAAUGUUCGUACGGUACCUGAACCCUCAAGUAGGCAGAGACUGCAAAAAUGAGUUUCUCAAUGUCCUCAAUGUCUCUCCAGUCUAUUCUGGAAGUUUGCUUGCUGGGGGGGAUCGCCCCUGUAUUUGUCUGAAGUUACUGACGAUCUUGAGGUUACAGAAAUAUCCAUGUCGAUUGUAUCUUGCAGAUGGUAAUCCCUGGUGGUCGAAUUCGCUGCCGUGAUUCGGGAGGUGCAAGGUCAAAUCUUUAGUGGGUCCCUCCAGAGGUUCAAGGCAUAUCAAAUGCCUGAGUGGAGUGGGUUGAUAUGGUAUGCGGGUCACCUUUCCCAUUUAGCAGUGAUUGUAGUCAGCUCGUUGUGCAGGUACCUUGUUCCAUUCUACCUGCAAGCGACGGGAAGACGUCUCCCCCCUCUCCGUUGCUUUGCACGUUAUACCCCAGGAUUGCAGGAGUCUCGCUCCUUCUUCUGGUGAGAAGAUGGUAUGCAGCUUGCCCUCUCGGGAGAUGAUCAUUUUUGUCGGGUACCCCCAUCGGAACCUCAUGCCAUUGGCUCUUAAGCUGUCCGCAAGAUGGGAGAGAUCCUUUCUCUUUUUCAAGGUUGCAGCAGAUAGAUCCGCAAAUAUUUUUACUGAGGAGUAGUCGGGAUGUGGAGCAGAUUUAUUUCUGCUUGUGCGCAGUAUUAGCUCUUUUAUAUGGUAGUAGUGUACUCGUGUGAGUACGUCUCUUGGCACGGUUUCUGGCAGGUACUUUGGUUUUGGGAUUCUGUGAACUCGGUCCAGGAGCAACAUCUCCCCCGGUAUAUCAGGUGCAUAGGCCCUGAUAAAGGCCUCUUACAUAUGCCUGCAGAUCUUCCGGCCCGACCGACUUCGGAACUCCCCGCAGCCGCAGGUUGUUCCUCCUGGAGCGGUCUUCAAGGUCCGCUAGUUUCACUUCAGUCAUGGUAAGUUUUUGCUCCAAGUGCUCUACAUGGCUCGCAAGGUCGUUAUGUGCCACAGCAAAGUCGUCCAUUUUGGACUCGACGUGCGUUGUCCGUUUGUUGACCUCCUGUACAUCCCUUCGUAGUGAGUCCAUAGAAUGUUGCCAGGACAUGAUUAAUUUCUGGGAUAAGUUGUCAAGCGCUACUUGUAGGUAGCUUUUGGUAAGUUGGUCAGCUGGGUUAGCCUGUUCUGUGUCUCGGUGUGGGUCUCGCGGAUUCGGGCUGGCGUCGCCAUCUUGCGAAGGCCGCAGUUGCUCCGUGACAUCUAGUUGUUGUUUGUUGCUAAAAAAGUUUAGUUUUUCGUUUUUUGCAGAGCUCUUCUUUGAUUUAGCUUGUGCCAUCUUAUAUUUUGGCAAUUUGCAGGUCCUAAUCGUCCGGAUUGUGAUAGAUUGUCGGCCUCGGUAGCCGGAGCUCGGGUUCAAGCGACCAUUAAGCUCGGCGGUUAGCCACGCCCCCCAGCUUAUCAUUUUUUAACACACUUGCUACAGGCACCUUCUGUCCUUGUUUUGGGGGACAAUUGGAUUGAUGUUUUAUCACCCUUUUGCCCCCCUCCUAGUUUAAAUACAUCCUAGCAAAACCUCUGAACUGCUCACUGAGAACAUUUGUUCCCUUUUGAGAAAGAUGCAAACCAUCUUUUUUGUACAGCUUAUCUCCAUUCCAAACAGAGCUACCAUGAGAAAUAAAGCCAAAUCCUUGCUCCCGACACCAUUCACCAAGCCACAAAUUAAAGUCCCUAAUACGCAUCCUCCUGUCGUUCUGAGUGUUAUGCACAGGCAGAACUUCAGAGAAUGACAGUGUGGAAGCAACCUGCCAUAUAUCAUUGGCAAAAACACUAAAAACUUCCUUAACCUCUGAAACCUCAUUGCAAGCCAAGUCAUUUGUCCCUAGAUGUCCAUCUCCACACCUCUUAUGAUGGAAUCCCCCAACAACAACUGCUUUCUAUUAGGCCUCACCAUAGUCUCCAAGCCGGUCUCCACAACACCACUAGCCUCGGUGCCUGUCUCCACAACACCACUAGCCUCGGUGCCUGUCUCCACAACACCACUAGCCUCGGUGCCUGUCUCCACAACACCACUAGCCUCGGUGCCUGUCUCCACAACACCAUUACACUCUGAAAGUGCAGAAAAUGAAUUAUGAAGAGCAACAGACUGUGCAAAAUGCCUUUUAUCCACAACUCUAAGUCUACCAGAUCCUACGGUAAUCCAUCUGCAUUUCCUAGUAUGUCUCUGCGGCAGUGGCUUUGCAGCAGUUCCAGUCUGAGUUUCUUCACCAGAUAAUUUACAAAUCUCAGACUUCAAAAAUACAAUCUCCUGCCGCAAGAUAGAGAACUGUCUACAGAUUAGACAACAACCAAACCUCCAAAAAGUGGAAUGUGAAACAAAUGCAUAGCAUUUGUUACACUGAACUAAGUCUGCCAUUCCAAUUAGGAGAAUAAUUUAAAUCUAGCAAAUCUUAACUUUGUAUUUAUUUCCAAAAACAACUCCUUAAGGUGCAUUGAAAUCUGAUCAUUUUUGUUUUCUUCUUCCACUCCCACCUCAGGCCAGUUCUAAAGAUACAGGGCAGCUUUUCGCUGCAUUGCAUCACCGCAUUCUUGCUCUUAGGAGUCGUGCAGAGCAGGAACUGGAGAUUAAGUGCCCUGACCCAGUGGGGGAGGUCACUCAGUCCAAUGAGGACGACAGUGAUGAUGAUGUUCUUACGCCAACAGGAACAGCUGCUGGAGGUAAAACCCAAAAUUCUUCUUAAAGAUGUGAUUUAAGUCACAUUGGUUUCUAGUGAAGCAUACUAAUGGUAUGAUGCAUUGAGGGACUUUGUAAGCAAUAACAGGUGACCGUGCAAGUGUAUUAUUCUCUUAUGCCUUUGACAAACAUGAACUUCUAGGGUUGUAAUGUCUCAAGCCACUUCAGAGUGCCACAGUUAUUUCACAUCUGUAAUUUUUUAUUUGUAUAUUUUAUCCGUAUGUAUUAUAAACAAAAGUCUAUUUGGCUAGAAAUAUGCAUCUGUUUAGCAAGGUUUCAUUUAUAGCAGGUGAUGUAACUAAAGGAAAAAGCUUUUCUUAAUUAAGUGUGCCUUAGCCAAAAGAACAAUUGGAUACCUAGGAAAUCUAUGUAUUCAUAUUUGAAAAAGAAAAAAAAAAUUGAUAAUUCUUUCACAUUUCAAAGGAUCUGACUUAAAAGAGAGACACUAUUUCCUACAAACCUUGACAUAAGUUUAAAUCCGCUUUAUUAGGUACCUAUGUCUGGCAUGACAGAAGAUGGUACACUGCUACUGCAAGGUACCUAGAAGCCUGGUCAAAAGUCUAAAUCCGUUUUUAUUAGGUGAACAUGCCUGGCAUGUGUUCAGCAUUCAGCUAGCUAACUAUCUAGGCUACGGUAUAUGGGUCUGAAAAAUAAACAAACCAGAUUUGAUUGAAGGCGCAAAAGUCAAGUCAAACUGAUCUCACUUUUUUCUUUUUGUUUCAGUACCCAGUGACGAAGGAGACAAGCCACCUGCUUCCACUACAUAGCAGCCAACUACAUUGAAACUACUCCCACUUUACUGGGCAACAGUCCACGGCUCCUUGUUGCUUUUAUGCCUUCUGGAGAAUUGAAGAUCAACUCCUAAUAUUGAGGCAGGGUUGCGGACAGACUUUUCACCUAAUGCCAGGAACUGUUUAAUCUUUUUGUUCAUGUUAAAACAGAAAAAAAAUACUUUGGGCUCCCUUCAAAUUUAAUAUUAUUUUUUUUUUUUCCAUAUUUUUUUUGGAGGGUCAUCCGGUCUUAAUCAAACAGCGUUAUUGAACACCAAAUGGGAUGUCAGAGAAUAUAAAAUGCUCAUCAUAUUGAUGAGGCAACAGAAAAGAAAAUUAUAUAUUUUCCACACCCCUCCUCCCCUCAUUUUUAGUGAGAGCAGUGCAAUCUUGAGUCGUCUAUCAACAAUGUUCUUUUAUAAGUUGAGUUGUUACUUUGCUUGACAGCCCACAAAAAAAGUUUGUACAUAUUACUCUCUGCCAUUUAGUUGCUUUUAUUUUUGGAUUCCAAUAUCGUGCCCGAGCUACACAGUCAUCGAAACACUUACAGUACUUUCCCUUAUUUCCUUUUUUUUUUUUACCCCCCAAAAAAUAAUCUGCAGGUGGUUUGGUGGUUGCCACUUUUGCAUUGAAGUUAAUUUUCCAGAAACAACUUUUUUUUUUUUUUUGCGGUGCUCUAGAAAUAGGAGCCUUCUCCCUUUCAAAGACUGAGACCAAUUGGUCAUAAACUGAAUAUUCCUACUUCCAGUGCUCCCCACUUUUUUUUUUUUUUUCCCUGUCUAUCAUUGUAAUGUUGUGUUUAAAAUUAUAUAUUUUUUUUUUCUUAUGUUUGGCAUAAUAUGCGUUUGUGUGCUGACAAAUGUGAUUUAUUUUUUGUUUUUUGUAUCCAUAUUUAAGGGAAAAUGUUAAGGAAUUCUGUAUCAUUGUUUUCUUUAGUAUUUUCUACUUUCAUUUUCUUCUAACAUGAUUACUGUGCUGCCCUUAAUGCUCUCAGCCCAGAGAAUAAAGCUGUGGCUUUUUUUUUUUAAAGGAGUAGUAAUGGUGAUAUCUAUUUAUAGAUUCUAUAAAAGCAUGCACAUUUAGCUUUACUAAUGGGAUUUGUGGUUGCAGCAUAUCAUAUUGGCUUUCUAUUAAUAUUUCAGUCAGGUUUUGCUCCAGGUUACAGUCUCUAAAUCAGUCAGGGGUUAGGAAGUACCAAACCUCCAGCUGUAAAACUAACUCCUAUUUAACUUCUUGACAUCUAAAACAUUGCAACUCUUGCCAAUGACCAUCUUUUUUCAGUGUCAUGGGGGUUCUGGUAACCCUAUAUGGAAAUCCUUGAAAGCAAUUCUGGGUGCUAUCCUUCAUUGGCAAACCUUUCUUAAGAAUUGUAGAACUGUAUUUUAGUAUCAAAUAUAUUGGAUACAUUUUUAGAAAACUCAAGGAUAUCCAGAGUUUUUUUUUUUUUUUGUUUGUUUUUUUGUGGCUUUAUGCUCCCCAAUCUCUAGGUUUUUACAUUAGAACAGCUGGAGGUGUUGCUUUUGACUACUUUUCUAACGCACAGGUUGCAGUGUUCUGUUAUAAUAUAUGGACAGCCUUUCCAAGUCUGUGGUAUGGCUGCCCGACUCUUCAGAGUUUUACAGAUGACACUUUAAAGUGUGUGCUUUCAUGUAAAACACUUUUUAUUGCCAUUACUGCUUUUUUAAAUUUGAUACAGUAUGUUUUGUUUGCUAAAAGAAAAAUGUGUAUACAAGCAUGCUCUACACUACGAACUGCAGCCACUGCUGCUUCUGUAGUUGAACAGUUUACAGUACAUUGAUGCAGGGAUUGGGAUUAGUUAACUUUAGAAUUACUCAUAUUCAUAAAUAAUGUGUGUGUGGAGUUAAAAAAAAAAAAAACACACACACUCUGCUGCUUGAAACCUGAUCCCAGUUUAUCACCUCUAAGAGAGUUCUUGCAGAAUUUGUCCUCUUGAAAACCUCAAAUUAAAACAAUCCAUUUCUCCAUUACUCAAUCAUUGCCUCCUCUGUGGAACAUCCUGGAUAUGGAUCCUCCUGGUAUGACAAGCAGAAGACUGCCAUCUGACAAAGCAGCCUGUUAAAGAAUUACACAAUGGUUAAUAUGUAUUAAGAGUUGAAACUUUGGACUCUGAAUCCAUGCUAGUUUAUUUUUGAAGGGUCAUCCGGGUCAUUGAUUAAAUUCGAAUUCCAUAAUUGAUGGAUUUUUGGAUGAUUUACCCCAAACUACUGACAAUAUAGAAAUUUUUUUUGGACAAUUCCCAAUUGCGCUCUCUCUCUCUCAACUAUUGUUUUUUUUUUUUUUUUAAAUACAUUUUAAACCUGUAUUUAAAUCCGAGGGAUAGUAAAACUUGGGUACUACUGCAUCAAGUAAAAUCAUUGAGAUAUAUUGGAGUGUUGAAACUCCAAGAACCAAGUUUACUAAUGCAGGAAAAAGUUACAAUUUUGAAGCAUACAGAGGGGUGUGUGUCUUAUGAAGAAAACCAACUACUUUCAUGUGUAGCUUCAAAAAAAAAAAAAAUAGUCAAAGUGUACAGCUCAUUUAAACCCUACCCAGGUAGGGGCUUCUGAGUAAAAUGGCUCAAAUAUUUUGGGAAAAACUCUGGGCUGCCUGAAAACUUACUUUACAACCAUUUUUAAAAUUUACAUUGUUAUGUUUGACUCUUGCCAAUGGUUUUAAUUCAGGCCAAAAAAAACCCCUAAAGUCCAAGGAAUUGGUGUCAUUACUUUUAUAUGCAAAGUUUCUGGGGAAGAAAAUGUGAAGUUCUCAACCAUGGUUUCUUGGUGGGUACAUUUGUGUAUGUUUCAGAAGUAAAGAUUACAUACUGGUGGGAUGUGAAUGUUAAUGUGGUAAAAGAUAUAUUCUUCAAAAUUCAGCACUCACAAUAGCUAGGUGCAAACCAUAGAAGUACUCACUCAAGUACUAAAUUACAACAAUCAAUCUACAAUAUACCAAAUGCACACUAUAAC
Messenger RNA from Pelobates cultripes (western spadefoot toad), 60536 nucleotides. The record is from the annotation of a GenBank genome assembly. Lineage: Eukaryota; Metazoa; Chordata; Amphibia; Anura; Pelobatidae.